UCUACAGUUAAGUGGCUUGAAGCCGUCAGAGACACACGGGCUUGUAGUACACAGACACAGAGUCGGUACCCAUGUGACAUGUGAACGGAGAGCUCGAGACAAAGGUAGAAACAUUGACUUGAGCGCGAGAGGCGUCAGGCGGCGUGCAGAGGAGACACAGAGGAUGCUCCAAAUCAAAUCCAUGAGGGCUUCUUCUUUUUUUUUUCCCUCUCUCUCUCUCUCUCGUCUCGAAAUUCACGACUACAUAUAAAUGAUUCAUGAGAGUCUCUUUCUAUCUCUGAGGGAGUAACUGCGCUCACUGUGAGUUUCAGCACAAGCCGGUCACCAACAUAUGUGCAGACAAGAGACGGUCGUGGAGCAGAAGCGGAAUCAGAGACAGCGUGGAAGAGGAGGAGGAGGAGGAAAUUAAAAAGUCAAUUAAUUUCGGAGUUUGAUCAGCCCUCCCGUGAACCUGCUCCGGGGCUCGUCUGUCACUGGGAUCAACUGUUGCUGCUGCAGCCGGAGCGACACACAGACAUCCUCCAAGAGUGUCUGGCGUUCAUAAUGGAUGUUUGACCGUCACUCGGUCCUUCAUGCAGCCACACAUUAACAUGGAAGAGAGACUGAUACUGUUGUUGAUGCCUCGGAUACACCUUCAUCUGUCCUGAUGUGAUGCCACAUUGUUGCACUGAGGAGAAUGAUAAUACCCCACUCUGCUGCCGGCGUUUUCUUACAGGCUGAUCAUCUCAGUGUGUGAAACUAAACACAUUUAUUCUCUUUCUGUCUGAAGGGACCAGUUUUAUUUCAACUCUCUGACACACGUCAACAUUGUCAGGCUUUUUUCUUACAGUGACCUUGCCCGGUUUUGACAUCUGCUCAGUGGGAAAUCAUCAUGCUGAUGAUGAUGAAGAACAGCGGCAUGGAUGCGCAUCAGGUUGAUAUCGAUUCGGAAUUUGAGCCUCACAGUCGGUCGCGGUCGUGCACCUGGCCGCUGCCGUGUCCGGAGGAUUUCCCCGGAGGAGAAGAGGCGAGCCGAGGUCUGGCCCUGGCAUCAGUGAAGCUGGAGCAGUACAACGUGCCCGCGUGCCGGGCCGAGAGAAAAGGCGGCGCACCGACGGAGAUCAAGCAUCCAGCCGGCGCCCCGGCCCCGGUCGUGGCCGCCCCUGCUUGCAUGUCCGGGGCUGCGCUCGACGUGGCCGGCCAGCUGCGCAAAGCCAAGUCCUCCCGGCGGAACGCGUGGGGAAACCUGUCUUAUGCAGACCUUAUUACCCGUGCCAUCGAGAGCGCCCCGGAGAAGAGACUUACCCUCUCCCAGAUUUAUGACUGGAUGGUUCGCUUUGUUCCGUAUUUCAAGGAUAAAGGCGACAGCAACAGUUCAGCGGGAUGGAAGGUAGGCCAAAUGAAAGAAUUUUCUGAUACCACAUGGUGAAGGUUUUAGUGGAAAAGCUUCACUAUAUUUAGCCUCAGUCUGUGUCUGCAGCAGAACUCCCCUCUGCAUAUUUCUGAACCACAUAAUUGACCCCCGGUCCAACAAUUUAUGUCAGUGGCGUGUCCCCGUGUCACUCCUCACUACAGUGUGGAAAGGGGCGGUGAGCUGCUUGGGUAGGGUUGGAUAAGGGUUCACUGGGUUCAUCUUAUUUAAAGAUUGCAGCAUGUGCAUAUAGGAGAAGCCACACGGAGCCAAACUCCCCCUGUGUGUUUCGGGAAAGCGACUACUGAGCGCUUUGACGCGAGGGGAAGGUGUCUGGAUCCAAACUUUCGGUUCUCGGAGUUCUCGGGUCACAAAGGGGACAAAGUUUGCACCCGGUCCGAUUCAGAGCUUGUUGACUGGAGCGUCACCCAUGCCUCCGGUUGGGUGCUCGGGGUAAACCGUUUGGAGCCCCCUCCACGCCUCCCCCCUGCUAUCCAGUGCGCGCACGUUAAAUUACGCACAGGCUGUGCGAAAGCAUGGCACAAGGCGAGGGGUUUAAAAAGGACAAUAACAAGAGCUGAUGACAUGGGGUGUCACGGCAAACAGAUGUAACUACAGAUUAUCCCUUAAAUUCAAAUUAAUAGGAGGUUAAUCUAAUAGAUUGCUUUCUGUAAUCUACUUAAAUAUACCACCCAUUCUGCGUGAGGAUUAGUGGUCUUUUGUUUCCAAGCUCUGAACUGUAGCUUUCCCUCACUCUGCUCUUUGUGUGUGACAAAGCUUUGAUUUUUUUCCCUCCACAAGUAAAAAUGGGCUUCAAGUAUUGAGUUGUGAAAACAUUUCAUCAGUCAAGGCCAUGUGGACUUGAAAUAAAUAUUUAAGUCAUGUUAGAACAGCUUUUUACCCCGAUCUAACAUAUCUUUUUUUACGAAAAGCAGAAGAAAAAUGACUCAACUAGUGUUUAACGAUCUUCUACAUGUUGUGGGAGUUAUAUCAAAGGGCUGUUAGGUCAAAUACUGCAGUUGAUGUGAAUUUCCAGAAUCCUUGAUUCACUCUGUGAGCUGUAACAGAGCCAAGAGUGUAGCUUCAGUAACUCCCUUCUUGUUAAACCUGAUAGUAGAUGUAAACAUCUCCUGGCGUUGCUUCAUUCAGGAGCUUUAAUAAGAGAUAAAUCACUUAGCAUAAGGGCGACUCCGAAGAUUGAAAUGUCUUUAAAGAUCUGCUCUUGUGAUUUCGACAACCUUAAGACCAGUUAAUGGGGAAAAUGAAGCAGAAGAAGCCAAGGUGUUAACAUUUUUAGAAUGAGUCAAACUUUGCAAAACUGAACUUUACUCCUCUUCUACAGCGAUUCUCAUCCCACAUUGUUCAGUGGACCAGAGCUCCAAAAUAUGACACCGCAGGUUCAGCUGUAAAAUCAUCUCCGGUUUUUGUCCUCUCCUUUUUUGCUGUUCAAAGAGAACAAACGUCUGUUUCAGCGGAGAAUGAAAAAUGAAACAGAAAUGAAUCCAGAGGGCAGGAACUCCAUUACUGUGAAAAUCUAGGUUAAGAUGAAGGCUAAAUAAAGUCAUAAAAUCUAAUUUGUUAUUUUGAUUUUAUGCUUAUUUUGUACUCUAAAAAGGAAACUUUUAUUCUAAUUUUAUAUUUUAAGUAUGUAAACAAACAAAUUGCAAAUUACUGACGUCCUUCUAAACUCAAAUAGUUCUGAACAAGCUUUCUUUUUAUGUUUGGAGUUUAUUUAGCUCGACUAAGUCACCAUAGUGGGCACAUUUAACAAUAAUGGAAAAAAACUAAUUUUGACCAAUAACUUGUGAACAAAGAUCUUAACUUCUGUUACAUUUUCUAUGUCAUAUCUGUUUAAAAUGAGCUUCAGUUUUCUUGGAUUUUAACGUGUAAAAAUGCUGAGAGGCUGACAGAUACCUCCUCUAAAAGUCAAGUCUUGCUCAAGUUGUCUGUGAUCCAUCUUACCAUGUAAGAGCAGGAUUUAGAUCGUUAUAACUCAAGUUAACCAAUUGAUUGUGGCUAAACCCAGUAUGUCUUUACUGUUGCACCACCCCCCAGCAAUACAUAUCAGUCAUGGGUACACUGGUGCCAAACAAUGGGGGUUGAAAAUGUAUCACAGAUUCUCUUCUCGCCAUUAAAAAGAGGCCUUAACAGUGUGGUAACUUGUUUGUAAUGCAAAAUUGAAGACUUACAGACCAAAUAUAACCAAAGUAAAACAUUUAUGUAGUCACCUUUAAAAUAUAUAUUCACAUUAAAAGUCAAUAAAAAGAAAUACUGAUGAUUUAAAACGUACGGAUGACUCGAGGCUGAGAGCUCCACUUUAGAAAAACCAAACUGCAGACAUUUCAUAAUCUUUACUUCACGCCGGAUUUGAACUGGAUGUCUAAAACUCCAAACAGUGUGGUUUUCAGCUAGCUCUAAAAAAUUAACUUCUAAAUUUAUGAAUGUUAGCCUGACUAAACUGUAUUCAAAAAUAAAUGUUUUUCUGUUUAAUACUCGUUCAUAUUUUUCAUGCAAAACUGCUGCAGAAAACUACCUCAAUAGUCAUAUUUCAGAGAGUAGGUCCACAGACUGACCUGAUGCAUUUGAUGUGUUUGGCGCCCAGAAGAUGUAAGACCAUUAUUUCCCUUGAGGGGGCGCUAGAGAUCUCAGAGGGACCACAUUUGAAUGUAUAAAUACAUGAUUGAAUAUUUAACGGAUACACCUUAAAGUGACUGUACUGCGUAAAAGCUCUCCUCGAACAUGUUUGGAUGUGUCAAAUUCAUCUGGUUGUGUAUCAAGAAGAAAUUUCAAGACACUACAAGACAAGAUGUAAAGCUUAGGACAGAAACUAAAUGUAAUUUUUUUCCUGUAAGGUUCCUGCGGGGGCUCAGUUUUUCUUAGGUACAAGUAGAAAGGUUGGGAACAGCUACAUAACACAAUUAUUUCCCCAGCUGAGUAGCACUUGUUAAGACAAAUAAGCUGAACAUCAUGUGUAAAAUCGAUGAAGCUCCUCUGUAAGAUUCUUCAAAUACUUCAGGAGUCACGGUUUGCUUUCCUGUGUGUGUUUUGCUUUCCCUGACACAGGCUGCCGAUAGAAGGAACACAGAAAAAGGGGGAAACACAAGUUGCAGUGGGAUUAACAGGCAUUUCACACCAUCUGCGUGUUUGACAUUGAGUUGAUCCAAAAUCCUCUAUCUGCUUCCCUCUGUCAUGUUAUCAUAUCCUUACAGCUUUUUCUGAUAAGUACCUUUGUCUCCUUUUCUUUUUGUGACUCUCUCUCACACACACAAACACACAGGGUUUCUUUCUCUACUUCAACAUCUCAUUUGGCUCCAUAUCAGCUUCCAAUUGAGCAAUAUUAAAAAGCAGAUUAAUCUAAAUAAAAUCAACGUUUGAUUUAAGCCCAAUCGGCGCAGUGGCGACAACCUCUGUCCAAUCUUAAUGUUAUUGGGAGUUAAAUUGGAUUUAAAGCGGGGGCCUUGUUUGUGUGCAGCAGGGAUGCCCGGCGUGAUACCUGCUCCUGUUCCCCAGCUUUGGGUCGAGGUUUUGAUUGGCUGAUCGGGCGAGUGAGCCGAUUGGCCGAGAGGCGAGACUGAAAACAACUUGAUUUAAUCGUAAAAACGCUCCUGAAUAACAAAAAUAAGAAGAGAGGGGAGGUAACACACACACAUGCGCGGAUACACAUGUUGGACUGUAACAGUUGGCUGCGAUUUUAAUGAGAUUUGAAACACAGAGGUUCACAAACACACUCACACACACUCUUGUACAGUAUACACACACAAUCGUGUAUGUUUCUGCUUAGAUUGAACAGUACUUAUGGAUGAGGGUAGCGGGGGUUGUUGUGGGUGAGAGAGGGGGGAUGUAUGUAGAUGGAUGGGAUGAGUGGGAGUGGAAAUAAGAUCCAGUCAAAGUCUUGCUAUUAAAAGCAGUCUUUAAGAGCUGUUGUGUAAUCCUGUCUGAGAGCUGCUGCUCAAUUCAGCCGCUGGGCUCUUUGUCUUCAUCUGGGCCGGCAGCUUCCCCUGCCUCUAAGUAACACACACACGCACACGCACAAACACACACACACAUUCUCACAUACUGUACUCACACCACUUUUAGGUGUCACUCACUUGUUUAAGUGUCAAGCGCUGAGGCUGUAGCGGUGGGUUUCUUUCACACGUUCACACAUUUUACAGCUCGUGCUUUGUGUAUGCAUCGCUUUGAUUGUGGUCACGGACAUGCACACACAUUCGUACUCCUCUGUGUUACCAACAGUGUAUUAUCAGUUCCCUUUCUGCAUCGAAAAAUGCAUUCCUAAUGAGGUUGACACGAUUUGCAGAGUUACACAUGUUCUUGAAUUUCAUGUGGAGAUCCUUAAGGGACAGUGGCAUCAAACAAAAACAGCACUCUGACAUUAUCAGCACACAGCUCCUCCUGGUGUUUAAAAAUCUCUUUUGACUUCCUUGAGCUUUUCAAGUGGCGUACAAUUCAAUAAAUUCCAUACCAAAAGCAAAAACCUGAGAUGUUGUUGAAAGAUGUUACAUUUUACACUUGUUGGCCACAUUUCUCCCUAAAAAGACCAGGAGCAUUGUUGUUUUUAUGGGAGGAUUUGUGCCUGAUUCCAUGUUAAGACAGAUUUUAUUACCCCUAAUCAGCUUGGAAGACGAUAAAUUUGAAAUCAUAAUAAACACGUCAGAUAUCUAGCCAUGUUGGGGAAACUUUGAGGCUUGGAAAGCAAACUGACUGCAAGAAGGAAGCAAAACAAAAGCAGACAUAGUGACUGUACUAAAUAUGAAACAUACAGUUAGAUGGACAUCGGACAUUGAGGGCCAACUUGUUGAUUUUUUGCAAUAACACAGGUUUGUACGUUUCCUGUAAAACAUACCACAAUCAAACUGACAAGGAGAGAAGUUGAGCAGAAAUUGCGGCUCUGAUUGAUGGAUGGAAAGUGAGUGGCUGAAUCUGGACUGUGGUGUGCUGAGUUGGUCUUUUAGCAGCUGAAGACAAGUAAGGCUCAUUGGUUUGGGUUACACAUUUUUAAGGUCUUGAUAGAUUUCUAGGGGAUACCGUUUAUUAAAAAGAAAAAAAUAUUUUAUACAUUUACUUUUUUGUGUGUUAUAUUUUGUGUUUUUAAGCAUUGAAAAGGAAGGACAACUUAAGAGGGACUGAGCGGGGGAAGACGUGACAGUGGGCUGAUGUAGGACUCUGCGAGAAAGACUGUAGCUUUUGUUUACAGGCACACACAUUAAAGAGGACCCGUCCAUACUUAAUAUAUCAUGUAAACAGUACUGAGUGUCAGAACUAAACUGUGGCAAAGUUUCACAACUUGAGAUACACAGAUGGCGGUGUAAGCCCUGGCUAACUCUUACACAUUUUGAGACACGGUCAUAUCCUGACAUCAGGUUGUGCCAUCCAAUCAGGACAGUGCAAAAGGAUGAGACCACCCUUAUAAAAACACCCCCAUCCUUAGCCUGGGAAGUAAAUAGGAGUGAUGGGCAUGGCAGUUCUUUUAGAUGUACUGAAUCACUAGAAUAAGUUCACUAAAAAGAUUCAUUCAAAAGAGUCGUUCACCAAAUCACUGAAUCAUUUAGCGGGAGAACCCUGCGACUCUGACCUCCUGAACUGAUACACAGCUGAAAGGUUCAGGAUUCAGUUCAGUUCAUAGCUUCUGGGACAGGGAGACAAGAAUGUUUGGCUGUGUUGCUUUGGCAAACAGGUUUGUAAAAAUGAACUUGUUUAUAAGUCAUGGUGUUUAAAGUGUACUGUCCUAUGGUAUGCUAUUUAUCAGGUCUGCUUGGUAAACUGGGGUCAGUGAAUGAUUCGUUCACUAAACGUUUAGACUGAACAUGCACCGUUCCCUCACAAACCGCUGCAAUGAUAGGGUGCUGUAUGAAAGUUGUUGUGGUGGCAAUUUAGCAGUGACAAAAAAAAAAAGGUAGUUUUGUCUGACAAAAGUGAUUCAUGCAUCGGUGAAUGUGGUCCCUCGUUCGCCGGCUGCUGGCCUGGCAAUGCUGUUUCCAACUUCAGCUCUACUGAAGUGAGAAACGAACGAAUCACUCGAGGAAGUGAUUCGGUUCAGUAUGUUCACUUAGAAGAUUUGGUUAUUUUGAACGAAUCGUUCACGAACGCCAUAACACUAGUAAAUGGAUAACAGCGGGGGUUCUCGAAAUUUUAGGGACAUCAAAAGCUCUUUAAUUUUCUCUCAUGAAAAUCUGUUUCAGUACUUUUUUUCUAGGCUUCACUCUUUUUUGAUCCAGUAUUUUUCAGAAAGUUGCUGAUUUUUUGGUGGUGAAGAAAAUUAGCAGCUAUUGUUUCUUUCCAGAGAUUAACGGACAAGAACACCGUGAGAGAUUUUUAUGUUUUGGGGACAACAAUGUAGCUGUUUGUACCCCUCGACUUUGUAAACAAAGGCCAGUCGGAGCUGGAUUUACAUUUAAAUUGUUAGUUAUAUCACCACAAACUUUAAGUAACAUUACAACAACAGCUAAUGUGCGCUAAUUUGACUAAACAGGACGCUAAGUGGGGGGCGCUAACAACUAACCGCAUACAGUUCCUGUAAAGGCAGAACUCUCAGGGUUGUUUCAUAACUACUAAUCUGUGUGAAAAGUAACACCCACAAGCUUUGUCCAACUUUAAAUCACAGGAAAAGCGGCCAAACCAGGCAGUGACUGAGGUUUUUUUUUCCCAGCAGCCCGUAUACAAUUACUAAGGAGUUAUUUUGAGCUGUAAAUCAUACAGAUCUACUCUAUAGGUGUCUCUCCUGUAACUGCUGAGCUAAUCCAGAGCCUUGGAAAUGUGUUUUUAAUUUCAUAUUUGUUGUUUCUCAGUGAUACUAUUCUUCAUUAUUAUGUAUUCUAUUAAAUUACCACAAACCUAAUGUGCUGAAGAUGAGAAUGAAGACAUACAGAUCACCGAUUACAUUUUCAGACCCUUCGUUUCUGCAAAAACAAACAAAAAGAUGUGAAAGAUGUUUAGUAUGAUUUAAAGACUGACCUGUAGUGGACAUUUGGCUUUGUGGACUCUUUCUUGUGAGUGUAUAUCAACAGAGAGGUCAUGAACUUGAUAGGACACAAAUGCACAUUCACAAACACGUAUAGGCUCAGCGUGCUGUUAAAGCAUGUGGCAGCAGAGUUAUCGUGAUGACUGCGUUCGUAUUUCUCUGACUGUUGUUCAGUAAUUGCGGUCAAGUGUUAGGGCCAUGUUUGUUAUUGCAUCUGAGGUGGGAGGCUGUGUUUGGUCAUAUGAAGUGAGUUCAGUUCUGUAGGUGGUCACAGUGGUGGUGGUGGUGGUAGUGAUGCGGGGGUCUGCACUCACACAAACACACACUGUAAUGUUCAUUUCACAAGUGGCUCUGCGUGGGAAUGGAUGUGCUGUGCUGCGGCCUGUCUGCAGGCUGUACUGUACACACACACACACACACACACACACACACACUCACACUCACACACACACACACUCAGGCAGGCGGGCAGGUGGGAGCUCACCGACUCUACCUGAAGGCUUUACAAACGGUGGAGGCACGUCGUGGAUGUGUGACUGUUGUAAUGAAGACUGUGAUAUCAUGAGCACAGAGUGGAGAAGCUGUAAUGCACAUGAGGAUCAAUUACAUUUUCAGAGAUUCAUCUUUUAAGAGCAACAUAACACCAUGUUUUAGCCUGAGCACGCCUCCGCCACAGAUUCAGUGUGUGACUAAAAGACUUUAGAUGUAAUUUAAUAACUUAAAAAUGAUCUUUAACUUGUACAAAUUUGGUCUGUUUUACUCUAUUUUGUAAAAGUUUUAUAAAUGUAUUUUUUUGAUUUUGUCAGACAUUUACCACCUGUUUGAUGCUUCAAUAUAUUUUCAACAUUCAAGUAACAGACAGAUAUUUAUGAGGUGAAUUUAUGCACCAGUUCCUGAGAGUGUGGAUCAGUGUGAGGCCUUAUAUAAAGAUAGACUCUGCUGAAAUUGGUGAGGUCUCUCCACACAUGCUUUAAGAUGCCAGACCUAAUAUCCACGGUCAAGUUUACAGAAAUCGUCUCGAUCUCUCUCUCUGACUUGUGCUUUUGUGUGUCUAUGUGAGUUUUGUGUGUUACUAAAGUAUUCACAGUGAUAAGUCAGGAAGACAAAAAGAGACAGAUAAUGUGACAGGAGUUGGUGGGAUUUUUGACAUUUUCCAAGACCAGAUCUACCAGAAAAAUGACCGGUAGGAGUGGGAGUCAGCUUUUCUAAAAUAAAUCACAUUACAUGUGACCAGUUGACCUAAAACUGAUUUAAAAUAAUAGUACUUAAGUCGACCAAGAAGACACACAUUAUUUGAUCAAUUAUUAAAGUGCCUCUAAAGUUCUUUGUGUGCUCUUUACUUUUUCAACUUAGGAGCACAUGUUCUACUUCUGAAAAAAAGUUAGUGUCAAGCCCUGAGGUAGCGUUUCAUUUUUUUAUUGCGGUGGACUUCAUUUCAAAAUUGUGGCAUUAAAAUACACAAAUGUAAUUUUUCACUUCAGUAAUACCUUACUUCUCAUACUUUUUAUUACUUCCUCUUAUCAAUUUUCUAGGACGCUGUCACCCCAGUUGCCACUCAUGAUGUUUUAGUACUGUGCCACACUCAGUUUUAACCUCAAAUUUCCCAUUCAUUUAAGGUAAGGUAGAAAAAAAUAAUACAUUUUGAGUCCAAGUUUGUAGGAAAAGCAGGUAAACUUCUGAUCCAACUUGGCUAAUUUUUGCUGACUAAAAAACUAUAUAAUAAAAGAAAAUAAUGGUGUAAAAAUCUAAUUAAAGAGAUGAAAAAAUAAAGCAGGAGACACUUGCGUGGUAAGAAUUAAAACAAACUUAUGUACACUCUAAAAAUAGUCUAACCGACCUUACUCUAAGUUUGCCUAACUCAUUUUAUAUCCACAAUCACUGAGAGUUAAAGUGGAUCUUUACCUCUAAUGUGCUUCUAAUCUGCUUGUAAUGCAUCACAAUGCACUUCACGUAAAGUAUUACCACCCACGCCGGCCUUCACCUUGUCUGCUGAGAUUCCACUUCCAGGAGAAGGAGAAUGAGGUUGAGCGGCACCACGAGGAAAAAAAAAGAGGAGGCAAGGAGACAUUUUGAAGAACAAGGUAUUAUUUGUCCUGCCAAUAAAACCCUUUUUUGAAUUGGAUUCAGAAUUGAGUGGGAGAGGGAGAGAGGCGGAAAGAGAAAAGAUAGAGCGAGUGCGAGAGUGGUGGCGGUGGCCCCUGCUGCUGAGCACAUUGAUAGCAGCCUUAAUGCCUGUGAUGCUCCAGCGCCAGCCGAGACAGAGGGGAAUUGGUUGGAGAUGGUGGAACAGGCUUAGAGGGUUCCCUGUGCCAGCCGGCCUGGCGCUGGCUCAACAGAAAGCCCUCUGCACUGCUACACAGUUAUUGUUAUUAUCACAAAGGCCCAGCAGAAGGAGAGGCAGCUCUCGAGUUGGCGGGCUUGGCGCUGGGUUAACCGGGGGCGGGGAAUGGGAAGAGGAAUUUGGAAGGCGAAGGGGGUUGGUUGCUGAAUCUGAGACUAUGCUAAAACUCAUCUGAUCGGCCUGUGAAUGGAGAAAAAAACAGUUGGGAAGUGUCGUUGAGGGCUUGAAUGGAAGGAGGCCAUGCGGAGAUGGACAGAUUUUGAUCCGAGAGAGGAUCAGCGUCCUUGUCAGUCGAUGCCGAGCUACAAAAGGCUUUUCAGUUGAACGCGGGCAGAUAUCACUUCAAUCUGGAGAAGUGCUGGGAUGUAAACAAGGGAUGCACCGGCAGUGGAGGCGGGGUGUUCACUGCUUAAAUGAGUCAUAGCGGUUGGAAUAGAACAUAAUAUUCUCGCCCUCAGCCCUCACACUUCAAUCAGUUGGAAUAAAUCAGCUGGAAUAAUAUGUUGAGAAACUCUCUACAGACGGAAAUUCCAGAGAGAAAACUGAGUCCAGACGCACAACAGUCAGUCAGGCAGGCGGAUCUUGGGAAUUGUGCCUGGUGGUGUGUCGUAAAAUGUCGGCCCUGCACACAUUUUCUCUGUGGUGUCUACCAGACCUCAGGGCUUCAAAAUGUUCUGGAGUCUGGCUUGGACGAUGAGCGGAGAACUUGUCAAAAAACACCCAGUCCUCUGUCCUGGCUGUUCAGACGGUGACUCAGGAACAGGUCAGCACGUUAUGUCGCUCCACUGGUAACAAGGCCUUGAAUGUCCACACCAAGCUCUCAGUCAUCGUCUCUCACUUUCUACCCAUCCCUCACCCUUGAUAGAAACAUUUACAUGGCGCCGCUUACUAAGUCCGUCCCAUUAUUGUAUGGGCAUCAAAUUAUAUUUUGUUGUAUUUAAUACUCUUUACUUUUACAUUGACUGUCAUAUGAUCUUCAUAUCUAUUUUGAUCGUAUCAUACAGGACAGCUAGAGAGAGACAAGAGAAGACAUGCAGCAAGGGUUGAGGCCAACCAGCUACUACGUAGAUAUCAAAGGCUCAUCAUAAGAUAACAAACACAAAAUGAUUUGGGUAUUCUGGUGAUUAUAAUUAUUAAAAAAAUAUAUGUUUUUUUGUCAUGCAGUAAUACCUGAAUGUUGAAAUUGCAUUCAGUUGUGAUAAAUUUCUAGUCAGUGGUCACUAGAGUCAGCUUAAUUCGAAAAAAAAGAUUUCGCCUCGUGCCGCAGUUUGGUAAAACUGAUUUAAUAACAGAUAACCGGUAGUGUUCUCUCAAAGCUCCUGUAAGGAACUUUUGGAUAGUGUCAGUUCUGGGGCCCCAUGUGGUCAAAGUGGUCUUUGUUUAUCUUGUCCUUGACAUGCCUUAACAGUGUCUUCCUAACCUCUGACAGUGAAUAUAUUAUUAUAUUAUUGGGAAUAUCGUAUCUGAAAACCUAAAAAAAUGGGCUAUUUCUGUAGCUGCUCAGUUAACACCUACCCCCCCUCACAAAAAAAUAAAUUAAAUAAAAGAAUCUCAUCGCUAAAGGUCUGGUUUGUUUUGUUUCAUGAUAAAUGGGCAUCAAUUUAAAUCAAAGUCUAUUUCAGAAACAUCAAAAACUCCUCACAUGAGUUUUAAGCACAAUAAAAUUGAAUGAGAGCUGCAGCUCUGUUGCAGACUAAUGGGUGAUAAAGACAUUGUUUCUUCUUGGGUUUAAUUUUUUGAUCCGACUAAAUAAGAUGAGAUAAGAUAAGAUGUUCCUUUAAUAGUCCCACAAGGGGAAAAUCCAAAAUUAUAGCAGCACAGUGAAGAUACAAAUAGAGAAAAAUUAAAAGAUUAAGAAAAACCAACAAUUAGUAUCUUAAUCAAGAUAAAAUUUCAUGUGAGCAAAUGUCAGUACAAAAACAUUCAACAGAUAUUUGAAGUAUUUUUUUAAUUUCAUGAUGCGUCACUACGGUCAUGACGCAAUGUGCAUCUAGGACUUCCUGUACUCAAAAGACUGAGAUUCCUCGCAAACAGAACAUGCGCAGAACACAAAUUAAUAUUUCUUUUGAUAGGAUAUCCCGAUAGGCGUCUACAUGACCAAGUAUUCGGGUUAGAACAGGAGUAACUCAGGGGUGAUUUUCGGGUUCAUAGCAUAUUCCUGAUUUUCAAAGGUGUUAUUGGUGUUUACAGGGCCGUGCACAACCGGGUUAUUGCUAAUAUUCUGGUUAUGGAAAAGGUUAAUGACCGCAUGUAAACGCAGCCACUGUCAGAGACUCUCAAACUGAAGAGGCAGAAAAACUCAUACAAGUGUUGUGCUGAUUUAUGCAGUCCUGUUCGCCUAGACUGACCUCACCAUCAGUAGAAAUAUUAAUUUUCAUGACAAUAAUAAAAGCAAAUAGUUAUUGUUGGGUUAAGAAGGGUUAACUGUAGCGAAAAGGAACUAUAAUAAAUUUCAAAAUAAUAAAGAUAUUUCCAAAUUAAACUAUAGAUUUUUAAAAGUAGUUGCCAUGUGGUUUUCAGUCCAUACAACCUACUCACUAUACAUUAUCCAUUAAACACAUCCCCUGUUGUUAACUUUAUAAACUGUGCGCUGUAAUCAACAUCUGACUUCACAUUUUACAAGUACAUCACACAUCACCACAAACAUAUACAUCACUCACAGAGUUACUUUUGAAGUACAGUCAUCCCGAUAAUCCCAAUCCAUCCAUCACAGCAGCACCAAAGUGAUUAUAAUCCCACUGGAAUCAGAGAAAAAAGCGUUAUAAUGUAAUCAUGCAUCUGAAAUUGCUCUAAAUUUUAAUGUGAUUAAUGACACAGUUGCUUCAUAAAGUAUUCAACCCCCUAACUUUCUGCAUAUUGUACUCAUUAUGCUAUGCACCAGUUUUAAUAAAUCAUCAUGCACUCACAGUGUGUUUAUAAUGGGCUUUCCAUGCCUUAUAAUGCCUUAUGAGCACCACUUCAAGUAAUGUGUUGCCCUGAUUUUUACUGCAAAUGGGAUUAGUUUUUGAGUUCCUGCAUGCGCUAAAAUGGGUUUGAUAGAGGUUUGUAUGGAUCUGAAGAUUCUCUGUGUGUAUAUGUUUGUGAGCGUGUGCAUCUGCUCUUGUUGUUGUGGAGCUAGGCCUGAUGGGAGUCCGGGUCCGGGGGGUACAGCUCUAGUUAAUAAUUCAGAUGAGGCUCAUUAUCAAGGCAGCGCAGAUCUCUCUCUGAUUCCACCUUAAUUGCAGGCAGGAUGUGCCUCUCAGACACUCUCAAAGUCACUCCCCCUCCUGUCUGCAGCUGCAAAUGACUACCACACACACACACACACACACACACACACACACACACACACACACACACACACACACACACACUCACACACACACAGAUCUCCACCGCCUCUCUUCCAGACCUCACCUCUUCACAGCAGUUCCCCUCGCUGAGAUCAGGUCGUCGUGAGCAGGUGAAAACGGACAUUUGGAGAUGAGUAGAUAAAUCUCACUCAGCGCUUAUGACUAUCCCAGAGUAUCGACUCCGAGGCCAGGCAUGCACUCCUUAUUAUGAGUCGCUUAGAUUUUUAAUCAGAUCUUCACGAGGGUUUUCUUCUGUUGGAGGGCUAAGCAAACUAAGAUUGAUGGGAGGUAAUCAGUCAGAGGACAGCAUGCUGUGAUUAAUUCUGUGAGAGUGUGAACCUCUCAGUGCCGCACUGGACAACCCAAGCCACGGCUUCUCAACCCCAAAUUUUGUGUCGAUUUGAGGAGUGGUGGGCGUGUAAAAGUGAGAGAAACACUGCUACUUGAUGAGCUGUUUCCUACUUGUGUUGCGUUUGAAUAAUGGCAUGGUAUUUCACAGUGAAGGUAGGAGUUCCCACGGGAGAUUCUACCGAAUAAUCCAGAUGAAAUUCAGUCACAGUUUGCCAUCCUUACAUGGGUAAAACCUCUCAGCAGAAAGAUGAUAUUAUUUGAACUUACCUGCCACAACUUACAAAUGCCUAAAGCACAUUUUUAAAGAUUUGUUGAGUAUCCUUGAAAGUGAAUGUGAAUAACAAACAUCCAGCCUGCAGCCUUCUUGCUGUUUUAUAAUGCUGAGAUUUCUUACAAGCAUUUGCAACAAUUAGCUGUGGACUGCAACAUAUCCCAAUAAGCACAAAACGGGAUUUGGUGCGGAGAUUCGGUUGUAAACAGGAUGAAAUCAGACUUAAACUUCCAAGACUGAAUUCAGUCCGUUUUAACUUGUUAAAACACAGUUGAAGCAUCAACCUGUCAGAAAACUCAUAUUGUGUUUUGAGUGAAAGCAGGACAGAACUGGUUGUGAUGACAUUUCUCAAAAGUAAUAGUAGCUGAAUAAAACCCUUUCAGUCAGGAACACUUACGUCAAAGAGAAUCAAUUAUUCACGUGAAAUAAGUUACACUUGUCAGAUUGACUUUGUUCUGAGAGUUCCCUGCCCUUCUUUUCCCUUACUCAAAAAGCCAAGCCUGGCAAAAAAAAUGGACAUAGCGUAAAAAGGAAGAGCUAAAAGAGGAGGUUACAACAGAGCGUCCAUGUAUAAGGCAAAAGUGUGUUGUUAUUUUAUUACUGGAUUUAACGGUCACUGUCUCUAUAAGAAAGUUCAGGCUGUGUGCAGAAUGCCUUAGAGAGACUCUGACUAGCCUGGAGACAUAUAGUUUUCUAACCGUGUCCGUUCCCAUUCUUCUUUCUGCAUCAUUUUUUUAUUUGUACACCUUGGAAUAAAGUUGUUUGGUGUUGCACUAUAUAACGGGCUGGGAGUGGAUAACUGCAGUGGAUGAGAAGGGAGACACGUGUAAGCGAGGACAACAAGCCAGAAGCAAUUUCGUUUGUAACAGUCCAUUUGACAUUUGCCUAUUGGAUACACAGGAGGAUCAGCUGAUCUUGGCUGGCGUUGAGAUCAGCUGAUGUACCUGAGUUUGACUUCGUGACCUCCCUGAAUGAACACUAUUCUGAAUAUCACAAGUGUAUUGGUGAAUGAUGUUCACGGAAUAAUUCAAGACAUUGUAAACAAAGUGGUUUUACCAAAGUAAAACCUGACUACUAAGGUUGACAUAGUUGACAGAUGGAGGCGGCUGGUGAAAAUGAGUGAUUUAUUAUUUUUUUUCAUUGGUUGCUGAGAUUUAAUUCACACUUUUUCAACAAUUGUAGUUGUGUCCCACAUAAGAUGAGACUUUACAAAGCGCCAAUAAGGUUGUUGAUGUAAAAACUGUGGCAUCUGCAUGGAUUCGACCAAUAGACUGUAUAUAGAAUGGACGCCGUCUGCCUCCUUGCUGGGUGAAGCCACCCUGAGAACAGCACCCUCUAGUGACGGGCUGCAGUAUAGGUCAUAAAUCCCGCCUCCUCCAUCAAUCCCUAUGAAGCUGUGGGCAAAUUUUAUAAAUUUAUCACACAGAACAUAAACUUUUCUCCCCCCUGGUUGCGAUGUUGACAUUUAGUUACUGUAAAGUUAUUAGGGGGUUCUUGUUUUCUAUGAUUGACACCUGAUACAGCCUAUGGGCAUACAAAGAUUGCGUAGCUCACCUGGGGGAUACGCUGUUUUAGCUGAGUGUCAUCACAGCGACUGUCCCAUCCAAUGCGUACAACGCUACUACGCAAGUGAUGAAGUGCGUUCAGCGCUACUGCGCAAUGUUGGUUUCAGGACAUGGAGAAAAAUCGCGGAAAUACUGAGAGCUUUUUGGCUUCAAAUCUGUCUACUGUCGGAAGGCGGAGCCAAGUUGUCCAUAGUAUAUACAGUCUAUGGUUUUGACCUUACAUAACAAUGCAGAGGUCUCAUCUAUUGUCAAAUAUUAACAGUAUAGACUGAAAAUUUUGUGGUUUAGCAGGUAGAAAUAAAAACUGCUACACAAUUUUGUAAAUUAAAAAAUAUAUAUUUCAGAUUAAACAAGCAAAUCUAAAAGUUAAAAGUGGUUAGGUAUGGAACUACAAACAUUCAGAAGAAAUUAGGAAAGAAUAUUUUCUGCUCUGGUUGAAAUGACUGUAUGUAUUGAGGGAAAGGUAACCUUGUUGUUGCAGGACAUGGUUUCAAAGCUACUCUUCAUCAUUUAACAGUACAGUGCUAUCAAUCACCAUUGAAACCAUUAUUCUCAGUGUAGUUCAAUCAUGUUCAGGUGAUGUUCAGAAUCAAUCAAGUCACAGUCAUUUGCUGGCAAUUGGAUCCAUUUUCAUUAAAGAUGUCUGUAAUUGCACUUUGAUCAGAGUUGAUAAAAGCCAGUUAAAAAUGAAAGCCAUUAGUGCCUUAAGAGCAGAUCAUUUCCCGUGUUUUAACCAGAGUUCUCUGCUCGCCGUCUUUGUGAGAAGUCUGUUUCGAGCAGUUGCCACACUCGGGAAGGUGUCUGCUAACGAUGUCAAGUUCAGCGCCUACACAGAAAAAGAACAUGCCUACUGUCUAUUGUCAGCACAAAGACGGGUCAGGGAAGAGUUUUUUCACUUCAUGAAUAUUCAUAAGUCCAACGGCAGAUUUGGACAAAUUACAAUAAAAGCCUUUCAAGCUGGAGCUGAGUGGAAAUCACUUACAAUCUAGUUGUUUUGGAGAUUAUUAAUCAAAAAUCAUUAAAUUGCUUUCGGUCACUGGUAAGCAGAUUUGUGUGUGUGUGUAAGUGAGUGUGUGUGUGUGUGUGACAGCUUUCUAAGGGUAGUCCAGGAGGCAAACAAAGGUUAGCAGUGUAAGACGGCCUCUCUGUGGAUUUCUGUGUCAGAUUGAUGAAAAUAGGUCAGGAUUCAGAGCUCGGCGUUUAGCAUUCUGCCCAUGUGACGACUGACGCCGAGCCUGACGACAGCUAGCCUUGAAUGAACUCCAGACUCCUCUCUGUGCCCCCCCCCCCCCACUCCCAUCAGCACCACCCCUUUGCCUUCCUCCACUCCUGUGUAAUCUCAACUCUGUCCUGUCAUUCUCUGUCUCCGUCCUUGCCUUGGCUUCCAUCGCUUCCAGCUAACGUAGAGACAUUCAAAUCUGUGGCUGUAGAUUAAGCCCACUCCUGCACAGAAAUUGCACUUAAAUCCAUGAUUGUCUGCGUCUGGUAGAAUUUAUUAGAUUUAGAAGUACUUUUGAGUCUUGUAGUCUCGCUUUCCAGAGAGAAAAUAGAUGUGCUGCAAAGUUUUAUGAGGAUAAUAUUUCAGCCGUGGCCAGCAGUGACCUAGCUUAGCAUAAGGUCCACAGUAUGUUUGGUCACCACUAGAAAGGCUUGAUUUAUUAUUCUCCCACAGAGCACGCCCUCAUCUCUCAUGACUGCCGUGCUUUAAAGAUGACUCUCUUAAAGGUGAAUUCACUUACAGAUGAGCCACUUUAGCUGCAUCUGAGGCUGUUCAAUUGAGUCACCGCUACCUCCUCUAGCCUCAUGUGGGGAACUGGCUGCACAAAUAAUGGGCAAAUACAGAGCUAACAAGAAGAACAGAUGAGUGAAGAGACUGCUGCGAGGUCAAUUCGGUUAAGUGAAUUUUCUGAUAAGGUUGAUCUGUGUCCAAUGAGAUUACCCAAACUGACAAAGGUUGUUUCGUAGCCUUCGAAACACUCAGAGAGAGGUUGGCUGUCUUACUUGGGUAUUAGCCAGCAGCUGAUUUGAAAACAAAGCUAAUGCUACUCUGGAUGCGGGUUGCUGACAGCGUAGUUUACAAGUCAACAAGAACUAGCCUAGUUGCCUUGAAAGAUGGACCAUCAAAUGUAUAAUGAAAAUGAUCAUGACUUUCCUUCACUGCCACUACUAAGCUUUGUUUAAGGGUGCUCCAAAGAGACCUAUGUGAAUGGAAGACUGCAGACUGUCUCAUAUUAGCUGGGACAUCCUAUAAUUCAAACAGUGGCGGCUGGUGAGAUAAAUAUUUGAGGGGGUGUAGUUGUAGAGAAGACAAACGGCCCAGGCGCUUCAUAACCAAUACUGCAGUUUCAUUUGCAUUUGCAUAAGAAACUUAUUAUAAAAGUCAAACUGCAUUACAAUAAAUUCAAUAGAUGAACGCAAAUCAAUGAUUAAUGUUUUUUUAGUCAGAAUACCUUUGGAUGGCGGCCGUCUGUAAUCACCAUAUUGUCACACUGAGUCAGAUGAAGCUCAAGCUAACUUCAGUUCGUUCGUGCCAACUGAGAGGUGAAUCAAAGCUGCUUUUUGUCUCCAGUACCAAGGUGUCGUGAGAAGAUAGGAGUAGGAACUAUGAGUUGAGGCCAAUAUACACAAUUUCAUUACUUUAGUUUUCACACUUUGUGACACACUCUGUUAGAGCAAUUCUGAACAAGUAUUGCACAUGUUUUUACAUAUUCUGUUGGUCUGGUCUGUAAUAGAAAAAUGUGUUGUAAAAAUUCUUGUUGUUUUCAUAAUGGCACCAAAAUAAAUGAUAUUGCUGUAUUACUUUUUCCAUCAAUUUUUUUAGGCCAUUUUUUGUCCAGAAUUGCAACAGUGAUGGUAUUACAUUCACCACAUCCAGUCAUUCAAAACCAUCUCUGUGUGUUUGUUCUUGUCACCUGGCUGCUGCUGAAUUGGUAACUCUGGUUGUUCUGGCCCAAUCUCCCUUAUCUACUUUUUUUGUUCCAUUGUACGCCUCGUGAAAGGGUCACCUUUUUUCAGAAAAAACAACCAAAUUUUCCCUGGAUGGGCUUUAAGUUGCAAUUACCAGCAGAAAACCAAGACUAUGUGUAGCUGUGUCUGUGGAAGUAGUCAUCAUUUACUAUUCAUUGUCUGUGAAGUUACAAGUGUAGAUAUACCCAUUCCAAAGUGGCAAAUCCUGUUAUUGUAAACUGGUGGCUCACUGGAAUUAUCGAUAAAAAUAUGGAUAAACCGACAGAAAGAAAAGAGCUCGCUGUUACAACAAGCAACUAGAAGCAAAAAGACGCUGGGUUAAGGCGGUCAGUGGCGACUCAACAAAAGCCUUUUGCACUUCAGGCUGUUGAUAAUUUUCAAUAGGCCACAGAGGUAGCACAGCAUGCUGCUACAGAGGUGCACAAGAAGGCCAUGUAACUAAAAGGUAUGAGCAAUAAUGGUGCGUUUUGUGUCACAAAAGACUGUUUGAAGCUGUCAAGAGUGGUAAGAAACCAUUGAAAGAGUGAACCCAGUGAGUCAUGCCUCUCUUUUAGAUUUUAAAAACCUUUUUUUGUUGUUAUUUUUCAUUGUAAGGCCUCAACCUGUGAUUGAGCUUUUCAUUUAUGCCAAGCUUUGUCAAAGUAGAGUUGAGGAACCGUCACGGGUCAACAAGAGGACUACAGGAGGAGCCAGGUUUGACAGUGGAAUUAUUUAUUUCCACCACACAAACUUCGUCCUCCAGUAGCACAAUACAGACUAUGAAACUUGGGGCUGUGGAAGGUUCACACGAAUGAUCAUUUUGACAAGCUUAACUGGUCGCAGAUUUUGGUAACAGCUUCAUCAUGCCACAAGUGUAACAAAGACUGGUCUGAGACCUUUCAAGUAUAUAUUGUUAUCCACGUUUCCAAACAUUCUGCUUGCAUCUUGUUGACCUGAAGGAGAGUCCAUGUAGGGUAAUAACAAAGCACAACAUAUUUUGGGAGCCUGAGCGAUGUUAGACAUGGGUACAAGGUCCUUGUUGGGGAUGGUUGUUGGAGGCCCAUUGCUCCAGAAAUCCAAAUCCAAAAAGUAUUCCAAGGUAUUUGAGUGACACAGCUCAACCAAACUAAAGGCUGGCAUGGCUGGGUAAAGAAAAUCACCCUAACAGUCUGUGGUAAUAUUUGUCAGUUUAGAGGUCUCUGAAAAAGGAAAAAAAAAUGAGACAAUCUUCAAGCAAAGGAAUCAAAUAUUCAAAAAGUAUGUGACUAUCUCUAAAAUUGAGAAAAUUUUGACAAAUUUUUUGCUUGAUUUCUUUUCCACUCACCCUGAUUUGCUGUUGAACUUUAGCUUGGGAUCUGGCAGGAAAAAUCCAGGUAAAGUCUGGGUGGGCUGUUUGCAUUCACAUAUACAGUCGACUCUGAAUGAUGCUGGAAUUUUUCCAGAGUUUUGUGAAUAUGUUAAUAGAGCUGUAACAAAAAAGCUCCCUGAGAACAUUAUUUUGGUGGUUUUAAGUCUUUGCAUGACUUCAUCGUUUUUCUUGACCACAGGGUCUUCAUACUUUGCUUUCUGACUUCAGCACUGGCACAAGAGGGUAACGUACAUUGUCACAAUAUGGGCCUCUGACCAAGCUCGGUAUUGGGAGGCUUGGGUGUGAAGUACAUAAUUCACUUAAAGUGGCACGCUGGGGAUCAUCAAGUGCUAAGGAUUUUUCUUGCCCCUGGGCUUCUUAAGAGGUUAAUCCGGCCAUGCUAAUAACAUACUGUAAUGAGCGUCAUAAUGUCUGUUUACUUUCACAGAGGACUUUGCCGCACUUAUAGAAGUAUGUAAGUUUAAUGUUUGCACAUAGCUGUACACUUGUUUUCAGGUUCAUGAUCAGCAAAACUUAUUUUCCCAGCAUCCUCCUCUUCUUCUCUCAGCCUCUACCCUAUAUAUGAGGUGUUGGGCUGCACCUCACUUGCUGAUUUAUUGUUCCUCUGAAAGUCUGACUUCAUCAAAUCCUUGAUACCGCUAGUCAUAUAUACUGUCUUUGAUGAGUGCCACCGAAGUCGAUGUGCAGAUUUAAUAGCAGCAUUAAUCUGCCUGUGUAAUGGUGUUGUUGAGUGGAAGGUGGUCACCACAAGAUGCAGCACUAAAAGAUGAGUUAUGAGCCCAGCCGGCGAACGAUGAAAGGGCAAAAUGCAAAGCAGCUGAGAUGUGGAGGAGAGCGGGGGAAUUAAACAAGGUCUUCACAUACUCAGUACACAGGGGAGGACGGGUAUCGACUGGAGCUAGUUACUGAGAAGCUUGUGAAAAACUGACUCCAAGACAGGGCUGUCAAAGUUAGCGGCAGGUUGUCAUGUGUAGCUAGGUGUUGCCAAACACAUGCUUGAGGUGAGAGUUUAUUUCAGCUAAUUUAUAUGAGAACACGUGAUAAUAAGUUCUCAUGUGACAUUUGAUCGAAACAAACAAAAAUGCUUAUUUUCUCAUCUCUUCAUAUCUCCGUUUAGCUAAUGAGCUAAACUGAAUAUCACACUUCUUUUUCAGGUAUUUUCCAAAACAAUUAACAGGGUGACAGGUUGGUUUUGUAAUUAGGCCCGGUGAGCGCUCUCUGCCAUGUCUAAUUGGUUGUGGGUAAGGUUGCUCCAGCAGACUAAAAUAGGGACAGGCCUCAGUCAUUUAUUGAGUUCUUACCAAGUUUAAUAAAAGUUCAGUGUUGUGAAGUAACUUUGCACAUUUGUGUAGUUAUUGUACAUGACAUACUGGUUUUCAGAGCCGGCCCAAGCCUCAAUGGGGCCCUAAGCUAAAUUUGAUUUUGGGGCCCUCUAUUUCUGCCGAUAAUAUUGAUUGUUGAUCAUUCACACUUCUUCACAAAUCUCUUUGAUUAUCAUUCCAUGACAUGCAAACAUACCGUUAUCUUGGCAUUUUUUCUCUUCUUCCUCUUUCUUUUCUCUGCUCCCGAAGGAUAUUUUUUUGCGACAUUGUUUUGUUCCACAACUACCUUCGCUUUGGAUGCUCAGUGCACAUUACACAGCAGAAGGCACAUAACAGUAGCGGAGCUUUGACAUAUUGGCAGUAAGAGACAUAGGCCUACUAAAAUAUUUUUACUUUAUUUUAUUUUCACAAUAAUAUAUAUUUGAUUGUACAGAAAGCAUCACUCAUACAUGCAAAAAAUAGAAAUAUAUAUUUUCUUUUGAUUGCUCUUGGGGGCCCCCUAUUGGUCGCGAGGCCCUAAGCAGGUGUUUCGUUUGCCUUAUUUUGCUUAUGCCUUGUAUGUGUGUUAAAUGUCCUGAUAAAAUCAUAUUAUGCGUUUAUUUCACUGGACUACCUACUACUGUAACUUUUCUCAGUCUCUCGGCUAUAAUUCAUUUAACCAGAACCCAAUCUUUGUCUAGCUAUAACAGAUGUCCCAAGUUAGUUUAUGGAAAUUGUCAGUCUGGUUACUGAUAAUCUGGUUUUCUUUCUUUCCUCUGUUUUAUACAGAGGUAGGCACAGUAAAUAGAAAACAUAUUUGCCACUCAUCCAUUAACAGAGACUUUGAUAACAGUGAACCCAUUUAAUUUAAAAAGUUUGAGGAAGUUAACGUUAACAUUAUACCCUGUUGAAAUUUGAUUGCUCAAAUCUCUUUUGCUUCUGCUCGAGUUGUCUGUGAUCCAUCUUGAUGUUAAACCCAUUUUUUAACCUCAAUGAAAAUGCCAAAGAAGAUGGGAAUUCAGGCUAUUUUUAGAGCUCCAGAUCAUUUGACUCAGCUGGAAGGGCCUUUCUAGGAUGACAAAUGACUCUUCAUAGUGUCAUUCAUGAACAACAGCUGUCUUUAAGGGCUAAGUUAUUCCUGAUGGAGACUUGCAUGCCCCUAGCUCAGCAUAGAUUUCUCCUGCCAGAGUGCUGAAUUCCUACAGUGAUGCAAAAUGAUCUAAGAAAUCUAAUUAUAGUUAAAGCUAUAGGUUAUGAUGAUAAUCUUUUAAUUUAACAUUUGUGUUAAAGGUUAACUUAUAAAAGGUAACACAGAUGAUUAAGGAGGUACAAGUGUACUCUCAGCCUAGUCUGGAAAAUAAAUCAGUCAUUUUCAGACUUAUUUCACAUAGUGUAAGACCAAUGCUAGAGGGUACAGAAGCACAGGUGUGAUGCAGACGCUUCAUUGUCCCUCUUUGGAUGCAUGCAUGUUUAUUUUCAUUGUUUGAUGAGAAGACGUCAGCCUCACUUAGAUCUCCUUCACUAAUUUCAUUGUUAAACCACCACUGUAUCUUGUAGUAUAAAUAUAAAGUCACAUGUUUUAGUUGACUUCGGCUCUAAUGUCCCAUGAUGCUGCAUUAAAAGGAUAUCGACUAUCAUAAUAAACCAUGUUCACUGUGGAGGUAUUGACAGGCGUGAUGGCAACAGUAAUGGAGCUGAUGGGAGGACACGGGAGGACAGGAGAGUGUGGUUGCGUGACCGAGCCGUGCGCAGGCGCGCGCUUGUGUAUGUAAUUCUCGUAAGAUGGAUAUUAAAGACGCAGCUCUAACCGAGGCCUUCACUCCGUCCCCCCUCUCUCUCUCUCUCUCUCUCUUAACUUCCCCUUACUCCCUUUCCCUCUCUUCCCCUUUCGCUCUCCGUCUCUGCUAAUGAUCUGCUCCGCCUGUCGCUGCCUGGCUGACUGAUGCCCACUGACAGCCCCACUCAUGCGGAAAGGCUGCACCCCUCCUCCCCUACACACACACACACACACACACACACACACACACACACACACACAAAGUAAUGAACUUCUACACAUCCUAAUGCUACAUAUUUGCUAUGCAUGUGUGACACACAUGCCACAUGCACGCCAGCUUGCGUAAGCACUCACAGUGAGACGGAUAGAUAUGCAUUAACAAAUCACGCCCAUUUGUUCACUCACAUGUCACUAAACAUAUAUGUAGAGCAGAGGACAAACACACAAACAACAGAAGCGCAGUAUAGCACACAUCCCCACUUUCUGUAGCACCCUCAUGGAGCAGCUGACUUUCUAUCCAUGCAUUUUUAUGCAAAUGAUGACAUAUUGAAUUAGACAGGCUGAAUGGAAAGUGGCACAUUUCAGUGAAAUUUCCACUCUGACACAAACUAGUUUUUUGCUUGCUUGAGGCAGAAAAGUUUAAAUAAAGAAAUAAAGUCAUAAAAAGAGUUGUGGAUGUAGUAGUUAUAUGAAUGAUGGUGCAGGUUUGACAUGAUAAAUGUCUGUUGAGGAAGUGGUGCCAUUUCUGUCAAAUCUCUCUUUGAUACAGCUUUACAGACACAGCUUUGCACUGAUAACACAUAGUUUGCAUCUUAGUUUCUUAAGUUUACUUUAAUAUAAGUGCUUAAAAAGUUUAUUGAUUAGCUGAAAACUGAGAGGGAGCGAUAUGAGGUAGUUCCAGUUUAAAGAUUUGCUGCUUUUCUUUACCUCAAUACAAUGUCAGCUGGAAAAAAAUAAAACACACUGAACCACCAAGUCCUCGACUAUUGAUGUUUUCUAAUUAAAAAGGCUUUAUGUGAAAAUACAUUAUGCUAAGGAAAAAUAUAAUCAAUAAUCUAUUAAUUAUGUAAUGACUGGAGGAAACUCCUUUUGAUUUAUUGUCACAUCCUGACUGUAAAAAUUAUAAUUUUCCUCAUUAAUUUGGUGCAGCCUUAGCUCAAGCUUAUUACCUGGCAUUACUUCAGGGAAGAAGAAUAAUUAAUAACUUUUUGAUGAUUUGCUACAAAGGGCCAAAAUAAAAAUCACACUGCUAACAAAAUAAAGACACAAAACAAACCCAUACGACUAACUCUUAUCCACUCUACAGCAAUGUCAUUAAAUAUUAUGAUUGAGUUCAUAUCCCAGAAGCUUCAGUUUAAGUUUAGUCUAAAGGCAUGCUUGUGUGAAACAUAAGUGCUACCUGUGUGACAUCAAGAAUGUUAGAAAAAAAGGAUGAAAGAUGGGACAAAAAAAAAGGCAAAAAACAAACAAAAACAAAGAUUGCGUACAUGCCAUACUAUGACUUCUAAACUUAACUCCUUGGUGAACCACAAUUUUUUGGACUUUCUACUGGUUGCUAUCACCCUUUCCCAUCCUCCUCAUCGUACGGUUUCUCAUGAUAUUUCAUUAAAGCACCUAAAAUACUUAAUCAAUAGCACACUAUAUGACAGUUGCACCCUUACAUGUUAGCAUCAUGUCAUGCUAACUUGUCCCUUUUGCUGGAGAGUGAGUGACUAGAACCAGAAGUACUCAAAGCAACUGUAUGAAGUUUAUAUAAAUUUGUUUAGAUGCAUGUGCACCUUGUGUGAGUCAUAAAUGUGUUUAUUUCAAUAAAUGUAUGUUAUGAAAAUCAGUGUUAUCAUCUUUAUUAACUGUAGAAGUUAAAAAUACUACUCAUAAUUCACUGAUAAUGGCCGCAGAAUACACUGGUGGGAAAUUAGAGAAGUAAGAAACAAAUUUUACUUAAAGUUCCUGUGAGGAAAUUUCAGUUUGAGACAAUUUUGCUGCCCCCUGUGGACAAAGGGGUCUUUGCUUUUCUUGUUCUUUAUAAGAAAGGAAGGGAAAGUGGGAUAAAUUAAGCAUCUGAACAUGUCUGUAUUGUAGUUUUUUCAUGCAGUGAAUACACCAUCUUGGGUAUCACUGCUUCCAGCAUUAUUUUUGACUGUAUAUGCAUCUUUAGCUUAAGCUUGAUUUUCACUCCAGGGAUCAAUACAAAUUCAUCUUACCGCGUGAAAUAUUAUCUGACACUACGUAUUUCUGCGUUUUCAUUAGGAAAAUUAACAAAAAAAGUAUAAAACGUAGCCGCUUUCUCACAUUUCAUUACACCUUUUAAAAUCUCACUUUGAAUUCACUCGACGAUUCGACUCAAGGACCCACUUCACUUUCAGCUGUCAACUCUGAUCCAAACAUUUUCAAACUCUGCUGCUACGGGGAGAUUUUUUCCUAAACACUAAGAAUCAUUUAUGCUCAUAUUAGCCAAUUUAGGAUAAGGCAGAAAUCUGUUUUGUUGUGUUCAGGAAUGAUUGUCACCACUUCACACAUUUAAUAUCACCUCCAAAUUGCAGCUUGUGGGUGUUUCCCACUUUUUGACGAAAAGAAAGAAAACAAAAUCUCUCUAUUCUUUAAUUAGCGCUCUCUCUUUCCCAGUAUUCUCCCUCUGCUCUUCCUCUUAAUUAACUCCUACCAACAAUAAACAGUCGUGCAUAUGGAUAUCUGAUCAAAAUAGCUUAUUUGAAUCAAUGCAGGGUAAUUUAUUCUCAUGGACAGCCUGCGUGGUAUUGAUCCGCUCUACAAUCAAUCCAUUAUAUAUCACUUUAUGACUUAUUCCUAUUUGAUUUGUAAUAAAACAGCGAUAUAUCUGAAGUGCGCUCUGCACAGUCCCGUCUCAGCCUCUCAGCAUCAGCGGUCUGCCAGGGGACUUUCAGGGAGGUAAGAAAUGAGGUCACUAAGCAGCACUCAGAUGCAGGGCGACACCCCUGGGCUCCCCUCGGUCCCCGCCUGCACACAGCCCUCAAUCCCCCAGCUGAUGGCUCAGCCCUGCCAUUACACUCAGCCGGGGUUACGCAAGGCUCUAUGAGGCCUGCCGGCUCCAGCACUGAUUAGAUCAGGAGAUGUGGCCAGGUACUUCAGUGCUGUAAGAAAUAUCUGGGCUGGAGACCAAAUAUGAGGCAGUUAUAGACUAUUACAGAGCAUAAAUUCUGUUAUUUUAUGCCAAUUCAAAGCGUUUGAAGGAAGAAUCAUUAUUUAUUCAUGCUUUACUCUUUAGAAUAAAAGCUUUUACUUAUACACAACAAUAGAUUUAACCGUAAAGGUAAGUUUUAAUCCAGUGUGAAGACCAACUUCAUGUUUGUCAGGCCGAGUCUCUCUUGUUAGUCACAGAGUAAUAAUGGUCAAGUUAUUAAUUAAUGCUCAUAACUUUUUCAGAGUAUAAUGGGCCAUCAAGUCUGCAGAUAUAAAUUAUUUGAUGCGAUCAAAAUAAACUUUCUGCAUAUUUGUAAUUAAUUAGUUUUUUUCUGCAGAACCAUAAAAACCCUCUUGCUUGUUAAAAAGUAUUUGGGUUUUAUCAACGCUCUAGUUUUUCUAAGUGAGUAUAAAUCAGUGUAAUCAAAACAGCUAUGUUGAAUUUGAUAUUUUGAAAUUCUAUCACUUGUAAGAUUUUAUCUACAAAGUUGCCUCAUAUCUCCAGCAUGCUGAAAGUCAGUCAGAUUGACUAAGAAAGAUUGAGAUCGUUUUGGUAGUAUUGGCGGGCAUUAGAUGGUAGCCCGCAGCACAAACCCUUUAGAUAUCCGUCUUAUCAGGAAACAGCAAAUACAACUUCAUCAUAGGCAAAAUAAAGAUGUUUGUAAGUGACUUCUUUUACCAUAUAACUGUCGGAAUAAAAGAGUAGUGUGGAAACAUUGGGAGUCUUUCUGCAGAUAAAGCUGAUUUGCUUUAAAAGGAGUUUGUUUGUUAUGUAUUUUUCGGACUAUAGGGCGCACGUAAAAUCCUUAAAUUUCCUCAAAAAUUGACACUGCGCCUUAUAAUCCAGCGCGCCUUAUGUAUCAUUACUUGUUGUGCUUACUGUCGACUUUAUGAGGGACAAUGCGCUCAAAAAUCUGUCGAAAUAUGUAAGUACAACUUCGGUAAGCGACGAAGCCACUCCGCUCAAUGGAUAUUCGGAGCAUUACAGUAUGUUGUAUCACGACCUGAUCGGCCCGUAACAGGACCCCUGAGAAGCCUACAGGACUGCCUGACUGGAAUGUCUAAACUAAAAGUGCAUUCAUGAAAGGCAGCCUGGACCCGGCGUAUGCGCAAGCAACAAUAAACCAAUCAAUGCUUAAUGAGCCUUACAAUCUGGUGCGCCUUAUGUGUAAACAUAGACACGUCAAUUCACAGUGCGCCUUAUCGCCGAAAAAUUACGGUACAUCUAUUCAAUAUUUUUCAUGCUUGUAAAAAAUAUAACAAAUUAAUCCCACAGUUGACCAUUUUUCCCAUAUAUUUUGGUCAAGAUCUGCACACAACUGGCAUAAAACAUCGGUAAGCUCUCUGCACUGUACUUUGCCAAAGGGGACUGCUUGGUGGAAACACUAUUAUACUCAUAUCAGUGCAGUACUUUUACAUAUGUAGGUCCUUAUAAUCUGAUAAUCCUGUCUGGAUUCACAACUCCAGAACAUGAAAUACUUGACACUGAUCUGCAAGUAGUCAUGGCUUCAUUAUCAUUUUUUUAUUGCACAUGGUAAAGUUUUUUUUUUUUUUAAGUUUAUGGAUAUCUCUCUUUUACACACUAUUACACAAUUGCACUCCCUCAUUAGGCGUGUGUAAGCAGCAUGAUGAAAUCCUGGUUGGUGAAGGGCAACAUGGAGGGAGAAUAACAUCCUAGCAGAAACUUCUGGCACUUUCUGCCCUUCAAACAUGCAUUCAAGGCUUUCCAUAACUCAAAGAGAGGAGCCGUUACUAAAGAUUGACACUCGCAAAAACACCCUCAACAUAAAGAAAAAUGAAACCAAUUUCCAUUUUGUUUCAAUUAACAGGACAGUUUCGAACUCUGUUAGCUACGGUUGGACCGUCGACAACAGUGAAGUUAGUUCUCGGUUCAGCGAAACGCGACGCUGCUUAGAUGUGCGGUGGGAACAACUUCAAGCCUCUAAUGAAGUUUCUUGUCGACUCUUUGAAAGACUGAACGCUCUGCAAUACUCCACCCCUCAGCUACCAGCUUGACCCCCCCCCCCCUUCACUCGCACAUACACACAUGUGCAGACGCUCAAACUCACACAAAAAACACACAUUCCAGCAUCUCCAUUAGCAAUUCAUGAGCGGCGUCUCAUUAGACUUUAAGUUUUACCAUAGGCCUCUGAAGUAUAUGGCUGGAGCAGUUAUUAAUAUUUCAUAGUCUCCCAUUGAGGAGCUAAAAACGAAGUCAACCCGCUUCCGCUACAAAGUGACUCUCGCUCCUCUUUUUUUUUUCUUCUCGUCUUCUACUUUUACCCCCUCUUUUCCCUCUUCGUUAAGCUCUCUCUCUCUCUUCCCCUCUCUUCGUCGUUCGCUCCUCCGCCGCCGCUGCCGCUUCUCGCUUUUCCGAUCCUUCUCUGCCACAAAGACCUUAACUCAAACUGACUUAAUUGGGCUGUCUUUGUUCUGGGAAAUGUGGGCAUACCUUCCCCUUCUCCCCAUCGGAGAAGAGAAAAGAGAAGUAGAAAGUGAAGAAGGGAGGGAAACGACAGAGGAGGCGGGAAACGAUGGAGGAGAAACCUGAGUGAACUCGCGAUUGCUCUACGAGUACUCCCUGUGCCAUGCUUCGGUUAGGGGGGCAAAAGGGUGAGGAGUGGGGGGUGAGGGGUUUAGAACGAGAUAAUGUGUGUGUCUGUGUGUGUCUGUGUGUGUGUGUGUGUGUGUGUAGAGAAAGAAAAGGAGGGGAGUCUCGAGGGUUCACGGGGUGUCUGUCAGACUGGCAGACAGGAGCUCUGCCCCCGAAACAAACCCAUGCAUGAAUAAGUCAAUAAAGCCAUGUCUGUGCACUGUGUGUGUGUGUGUGUGUGUGUGUGUGUGCGCAUGUGUGUGUGUAAGAGAAAGAGAGAUACGCAGUGAAGGGGAGGGAGAGCAGAGCAUCAGAUGAGGAUGAGUGUGAUGAAGCUUCUUGUUUCCCAGCGUCUGUGACAAUGAGACAGACGCCACAUACCCUCACAAUGAGAAACAGACUGAGGGAGAGGAAGAAGAGAUGAAGAGUGAUCAAAACCAGAGCGAGGCAGAGGAGCACUUUGAAUUGGUUGGGACAGUUACAGCGUGUUUGCACGUUGCAAGAAAAUUUUGUUGGAAGCAAAACUAUGUGGGAAUAGCAGCGCAGGCCUCAAACGCAAACCCGAAUAAACCCAGAUGAACCCAACUGAACCCCAUCGGUUUUCACGAACACGAAACUGUUGUUUGAAGGAAACCUAAGACCCCAAUUUUCUCUCUUUUUUUAACAAUAAGAAGAUAGAAAUAUGGUUUGGUAUAGAAAAAAUGUCAAUACCGCUAUAAAAUACAUGCAUAGCAUCAGUCAAAAUGUUGUCAAUUUAUGAAAGGACAAUUUAUGGUACUUUUCAGAAGGACAGGAUCCCUCCGGUUUCCAAAUACUGUAUUCCAACUGACAGAAGAUUUGAGGCUUCUGGUACAAAAGCCUUUUACAGCAGGGGAUGUGGCAAAGCUGGGAACACAUCUGUAAAUCAUGUACAUGAAUGACACUACGAAGGGCUGUUUGGGAGCUAAAGGAGCUUCUUCAUGCUGAGCCAAAUGAUCUGGAUCACUAGAAGAGCCUCAAUUCCCAUCACUAAGAGCAUCUAUGACGAGGAUAGACAACUUGAGCAAGAGAACGCAGAUUUAAAGUAACCUGUGGAUAUAAUGGAUAUUCAUGGGGACCCUUUCCAUUCCUGUUUUGUACCCAAAGAAUGAGAGAUUUGUACCUGUGUAAGAGCUGAGGUUGAAUGGAAACAUUUUGGGCAUUUUGGACAGGUAUAGAUGUAGACACAUAGAUACCUGGUUGAGGAUCUGAUCUUAGCUUCUUGCCAUUGCGUGCUGUUUGGAGUCAUGCUGUUAUUACAAAUGGUUUGGCAUUGUCUUGUUGAAAUGUGUCAGAUAUAUCUUACAGAGGACAUAGUCUGGAUGGCAGCUCAUGUUGUGUCAAAGCCUGAAUAUAUCGUUCAGCAUCAACAGUUCCUCCCCUGACAUAUAAGCUACCUAUGCCAUGGGCACUUUUGCAAGCUGAGGGGUCCAAGGCGUCCAUGAUUUCCAAAAAGAGUGACAGAUUUUAUACCGUCAGACUGCAGAGUACUGUACCUUAUUAAGAAUUAUGUGGGAGUAAAUGAGAAAAAAAAGUCUAAUGUGGAGUUUUUUUUACAUCAGGUGAUUCCAAGUUCAGUGCCACAGCAUUUACACUUCUGAGGAAUUCCAGUUUAACUGGCAGUUUCCACCGCAUCUGGGAACGGCUACAAAAAGGCCGUAUCCGCUGAUCGUAUCUGAUCGUAGCCAUUCAAGUCAAUGUGUCAAUUUCCGUUCUGCUGCGGAUUGCCGGACUCCGCAGUUGAUCGCAAGAGUUCUGUUUUUUCUGGAUGCCGGAGAAUGUGGGAUAAAUUCAGCUCAGAUUAGUCCGUGCUGGAAAGAAAGUUGGGCACAGAUACAAAAUAAAACACCCAGCUUCUUUUCAAAAUAAAACACUCCAUGUUUCAGGUGGAUUGUAUUCUACACCAUGCAAAUGGGAGGGGACGAACAAGUGAAAGGUCUAUAUUCAGCAUUUUAUAUCAAUGACACCUUGGAUGAGGAGAUGCUGACUCUAUAAGUCUAGAAGUGUUAUCGCGCGAUUGCACAUGAAUCUGCAGGUUCUUGUUAGUUCUCGUGAUUCCUGCUGUCCAUAAUCCGCCAUGAAAUUCGCCUCACAAACGGAUCCAGUAGGCAUUGGCGUACAGCGAAAAUUGCAGCUGUCCUGGAUCGGAGCCGUUCCGGAUACAGUGGAAAUUCCGGGUAUUUCUCUUCUUUGUCUCAUGAAGUUCCUGUUCGCAACUGUAAGAACCGUAACUGGUCACAACCCGAGGAAGUCUUUUACACCUGGUCUUCCACAGAGUUGACAUGCCUGCUGUCAGUGGCUACCCAUGUAGCAAGCACUGUCACUAACUUCUUUUAGUUUAACCAAAUGUUGCUAACGUUCAGCUAAUCUUGUUCCUAACUGGACAUGUUUCACAAGAUUUAGCCGAAUCAUUCAAUAACAACGCUGAAAAUUGUGUAACACCAGAGGAGAUACUCUGAAUACAUGACAUUUGAGAAUGGACCAGAACACCUCAGAUAUGCAGCCGGGCUCGGGUCAGAACUCUAGAAGGACUGAGGUUGAUGAUAGUUUGGAGUUGAAGGUGUUUAUAUGUAGCAUCUCUGCUACAAUAGCUCCCUAGACACACGUAUACACCUCAGUGUGACAAACCACUUCUCAGCAAUGAAAGGAAUGAUUUAAUAAGAGUCAAUGAAGUCAGGGAAAUAGAAGGAAAGAAAGGAGACAUGGGAAGGAGGGAGCGAGAGUUGAGACACUGACACAGUGAAAGAAAUGGAGGGUGGAAACUCAGUGUCCUUGGAAACCCAUAAGGCUAAUUUGAAUUUGAGACUGAGGACUUCUUCUUCUCUCUACUUCGCCUUGAAUGACUUCCUCGCCCUUCUUCUUCUGCGCUCCCUGAUCAGUUUAAUCUCUCUCUGCUCAUCCCUCCCAGAUGCUCUCUCUCUCUCUCUUUCCCUCCCUCCCUCUCUCUCUCCUUUCCCAUCCGUCGUUCAUUACCGCUCACUCACACCAAAGCAGAUUUCUUUCCAUGACGGAUGGCUUUCUGUGAGUGCUCGUCCAAAAAGCUCUGUCAGAUCUUCUGCUGGUGUAGUAAAAGCUGUGAGGCGGUCGGUUCAGUCGGGGACAUGCAUGACAUUUAAGGGGUUUGGUUCGGGGUACUUAAUGUCAUUUUUGUGUCUUUGUCACCGCCUUGAUCUAGUUGUGGUCGACAUGGCAGAUAGCAUGUUAGCCAUGGGAAAGCUGCUGCAUGCCUUUUGAAAAUGGGGGCUUUUUUUUUUCUUCUCCUUCUUCUUCUGCUCUCACCCCAUCAAUUUUCCCUGUGCAUUAUUCCUACAGUCUCUGUGGUUCUCGAACGCCUCGCGGGCAUCUUUACAAGUCCUCCUCUUUCAACAUCUUAACCGUAACCCCCUCCAGCCUUUCUCUCCUCGCUCCGCUCUGCCCUCACUUUUCCUCCCAGUCUUUUUCUCUCCCCGUCUACGAUGGUCAUGUCUCACGGGGGAAGACAGUUGGCAGGAUGCAGGCUUGCUGCCAUGGCAACAGGAACCCUCCCUCUCCCUAAGGUCUCCUUAGCAACUAGUAGCUUGGCAUUGUAGUAAUGAGCCGGCCCAGCAUGCCACGCUAGUGAAGCACGAGAUGUGUGUGUAUGUGUGUGUGUGUGUGUGUGUAUGUGUGUGUGUGUGUGGCUUUGUCUUUGUGAGGCUGAUAUUCACAGUGUCAGAGCGGGGUUUGACUUCUACAGUGGUGUCAAUUAAUAAAACAGGAUUAGAAGUUCUGUUAAAUUCAUGCUCCGCGUAUACGUAUAUCCCUUUUCUGCGCGCGUCUUGUCAGUUUUUCGUCAAGAUUGCAUCUGUUACACUGAGAGCGUCAUCCUUUAAGAAUGACAGUCGACACGCAUUAGGCAGAGUGUUGAGUUUUUGAAAAUUGGCUUUCUUCAAAAAAGCAAAUCUGAUGAGAGACGGGUGCCUCUUAGAAGAAAUCUGAGCUCUCAAAAAAAAGUGGAACGGUGUGAAUUGGCAAAAUUAUUUAACAAGAGAAACAACAGUCAAUCUGAAACCUCAUGAAUUUUUGAAGAGUGUUUCCAGAGCUGGCUGAAAAGGACUAAUUGAAUCAAAAGGUAUUAUGAAGUAUUUAUUACAGGCCAUGAGCGAGUGUUCUUUUCAUAAAUUUGCAGUCAUUACUAUUCCUGUCUGGCCGCAGUAUUUGAGCGUGGGCCCUGAAGCAGGUAUCAGGUUACACAGGAGCGAUUAAAGAUGAAGCUAAUGAUGAUCCAUUAUGAACAGAGACACACCACCCGAACUGCGGUGAAAUACGAUGCAGAGAGAUCUGUGGAUGUUCGAAUAAAUGUUCUUUUCAGAGGUUGUUGUUGGAUCUUUUACUGUACUUUACUUUUUAUUAAAAUGUGAAUUUGAAUAGUGUGAAUGAGAAAAAUAAAGAUGUAUGUUAGAGGAGGCUCCGUAACUUUAAUAUAUCUUUAAUAUAGGGAUGCAAAUUCACAGUAUUCUUCACGAUCAAUUUAUGAAUAUAUUAACUGUCAAUAAUCAGUUGUUUAAAAGAAACUUAGAUUUUCUUAAGACAAAACAAAACAAAGUGUAUUUUUUGGAUAUAACUGGUGGUAACACAAAGCUAUAGACCAACACUGAUGUUGCCAGCUUUCCAAGUGUGGGAAAUGUCCCUGCAUGUCCUUUUGUAUUUGUUUUUUUGUUAUACAAUAGCUGUUGUGUAUUGCUCCCUGAAAAAAAGAGCUGGCACAUGGCUGCUUCCCCUGGCAGAGUGUCUCUGCUGUGUAGAAACAUCUGUGGCCUGUUGGUUCGCACUGACACCAAGCAGCAUACUCUGGUCUUGAGAAAUGAAGCUGAUGUUUAAAUGCUUAAAACUGCAGUUCUCUGAGUGCCCUCUUGAGUUCGGGUGCAGAAACAGAAACACUGGAGACUAUGUACACUACAGACUGAGUCAGUUUUGAGUGCAAAAAUAAUGGUUUUGGUUUAAAUAUUAACUGUGACGUAACAACUCCUUAACUUUUUAAACUCUGACUUACUACUGUUUGUUAGCUUGCAGAAGAUAACAAGACGUACCAGACCAACACAACAGAAAACAUAUCUUUUUGUUUAUCCUACUCCAGAAUUAGCCAUGAGAAUAAAACGUUGUAAUAUGUACAGAAAUAUCCUUCUUGUUAAGUUACAUCUCACAGUCAAACUUUGCUCAAAACACAGACACUUCAAGGUAAGUGACAUGGUUUUGGUGGAAAUUAGAUCCUAACAGCAGGCAAACUCAGUUCAAACAAAAAAUCUUGUAGCUUAUGAUCUCAUUUUAAAUGUUUAAAAGACAAAAACACAAAGUUUUAAACAUGUUUCACGGUCAAACGUAAACAAAAUGUUUCUUCUUUCUGACGUUAAUUGAAAUCAGAACAAUAGUGAGUAAAGCAAAAUGUCAGAUAAUUAGAUGUAAAAAUUUAGAUCAAGGUGAAACAUUGAUGGUACUUCACGUCAGUUCAGGUCCUAACCGUUAAUCAUUUAUCAGUGUUCAUGGAGUUGCAUGACCUUAGAUAUUUUCUAUUAUAAAGACUGAAAAAAACAGAAAAAUACUCAGAAAUGACACAAAUUAUAGACUGUUGAACAUUCAUUGACCCAGUCCCUGAUCACUGACAAGAACUCAAUCAGUGAGUCUGUUCACUGUCAGUUUAAAAUAAAUGGCUUUGAAAAGUCUUCAGAUAUCCAUUCAUGCACAAAACCCUCUUAAAACAUACUGAAUGUAAAAAUCGCGACUCUAUCCUGUCGUUUUCCCGGCUGGCCUCCAGUACGAUUUCAGGAAUAAGUUAGGGUGAACCAACCCGUGUGCAGAAAAAACUAUUGAGAAGAAAGUAGUUGAAUAAAAUCAUCUGAAAAUUAAAGACGAAUUUGUAAGAUGAGAGAGACAAAUGUAAAAACCGUCAUCUCUGCGUAGGUCUCUGCUUUGUCUGCCAUCAUGUUGUAAACAGAAGACUUCAGCUUUCAUAGUGUGCCUUUGAGAUCAUGCGUGACCACCACUCUCCUCGUCCUACAGGGAAAACUUUUCUCAGGUACACGUGUGAACAAGCAAGUUUGUAGAAUCUUAAAUUUUUAGGAGUGUAUUUUGGAAAGAUGCUUCGAAGGAGUGUACUUUAUAUCACAUUACUCCUGAAUCAUCAAAAGCUCUAUUCUUGAACUUUGACAGCAGUGUAUAUAAAACACAACACUGGCAGGACAGAUUUGCUGUUAUCACUUAAACUUUAAAGUACUUAAAGUAAAAUUUAAGAACAAAAAAUGAACACAACGCAGGACUGAACCUAAAUGUUGAUUCAGCCUGUCUGGCAAUCUUUCCUGACUAAGUGGUCGAUUCAAGAUUGAUACUUGAACGAAGCGGCAGUUUGGGAGCAAAGAUAUACAAGCUCUGAAUAUUCAACAAUACCUGAUUUUUUUAAAAACUUUGAUGAAUAUUCAUCAGACAAAGUGUUGAAACCUCAUGGCCGUGAUAAGUGGCUCUCAGUUCUACUUUAGAUUAAAUCAAGCUAAGCUGUAAUUGAGGUACAGACACUUUAGAUGGGGUUGAUCACCUCGUCUUCUGUAGUCUGUUAUUCUUCAAGGCUACAGCGUCGUGUUAAAAAAAACCUCUUUUAGUUAUGGAUGAGGGGCCGAGAGUUGAAUAGAAGAGAUAGUUGUUAUUCUCAUGCUGAGUUGUGUGGCAGUGUCUGGGUAUGUUUCCAAUUCUUGCAGUCAAUCUCGCCUUUGUUUCUUUUUAUUAAUGUGCCAUUCAGACUGUCUCAGCUCCGUGUUUCUGCCAGUGUAUCAGCUUCUGACUGUGGAUCAGUGCAUUUGUUGGAGGUGUCGCGCAGCCUUGCUGUGUGGAUGGAUGUGACAGCUGAGUGCUGAGGUGGGUGGUGCUCUCCUGAGACCUGAUGGCAGGUGUGAUCAGGCCUGUUUCUCAGCUUCUCCUUUGGCUCCCAUAGGUGUCACGAUGCUCCACCUGGCGUGUGAAAGCGCCCAGGGGAGGGAUAGGAAUCACAGCCGUGGGGGUGGACGCCUUUCAUGAGCGAGAGUCAAAGGUGGAGGUGACAAACUACACAGACUGUGGUUACUGUAACUGAAGGGCCUUUAUUUCUGUAUUUCCACAGUGCUGAGGCUUUGUUUGGCAGCCUGUCUAAUUAAGCAUUUCAUCAGAAACUGCCUUCAGCACAUCUGUCAUGUGGAGAACAUUAUCAGUUAUUACAGUAAUGGUCCCAGUUUAGAUCCGUCUCAGGGAGUUAAAGGAGUGCCAUUUAAAUAAAUACAUCUAUAAAGGAGUGCGAGCAUAUGAGAAGAGAAAAUAGAGGUUGUUGUAAAAAGUAUAGAACUGAUCUUAAGACAAUUUCAUUGAUUUUAUAAGUUCUUUUUAUGCAGCUUCAUAAAACACCACCUUACCAUGGUAGUGAAUCCAUUGAACUAGUAUUCUUAUAAGCCCACAUGCAGGCUGACUUAACCUUUUUGUAUUUAUUUGUAUUUAUUGUAAAGUUUAAAUUUUAAUUUUUUUCUUUCAAGUUAUUUUCAUCUCUUGUUCUGUAAAGUUGUAGGAACUUCACAGCAGCACAUUUCUUAACUCUUCAGAUCUAUGAAACUGCCAUCGUCUAUACUGGGUUGUGGUUUGUGGUUGCUUUGUGUCUGUUUUCUUUAAUUUGGUUGAUGUUGCUUGCACUUUUCCCCCUCACUAUGUUCGAAUGUAAACCUCCUUUUUCUUUUCUUUGCUGGUGCUUAAGUUUAUACUCUCCGAAUACAUCUGGUUGUCUUUGGGUUCACUUAAUAACUUUUUUUUUGUUGUUUUGACCAAUCAGACUCAUUUAUUAAACUUCACCGGGUAAUAAAAAGACUAAUGAAAGAUGGAUGUACAAAGAGAUAUACAAAAGGAACCCCCCCAAAAUAGACUUUUUUUAAUUGACAUUUAUUGACCCGUUUAUUUUUUUAGUAAAUUAUUUAGUUUUUUUUUAAACAUUUUGUAUUUUCUCAAUUACCCUUUGAUUUUCACGUUGUCAGUCUUUUCUUUUCUACUCUGCUCCACCUCUUUUACCAUCUUUAUAAACUUUUGCAACAUUUCUUUAAAGGUGCAGUUUGAAGUAUUUAACAGGAUUUAGCAGAAUUGACUUGGUAGAAUUAACACAAAAUACAUGAAUAAAAACAAAUUAGUGAUUUAUAACCUUUUUUUCCCUCUUAUAUUGAGCUUUUGGUAUCUUUUGAAAUAUAGUGGAAAAGCGGCCAUCUUGCACUGCCAUGUUUCUAAAGUUGUGUAGAAUGGACGAACUACUUACAUACAUGUUUUAUGUUAAGAGAGCGUUGGUUGUUGUGGUUUAAUGAUUUCUUUUGAUGCACAUUAGUGAUGGUUAAAUUUGUCAAAAGAAGGUUUGCAUGAGCCACCAUUGCCUCACCAAUGGGAGGGGUAAAAAGGCAAGCAUUUAGGUCUAGGAUCUGACUGUUAGCUAUUACUAUUACUAUUUUUACAUGUUGUACCUUUAACUGGGUAAUUUUGUUUUAGGCUCUGUAAUGAUCUCAGAGAUAAGCCAAAAUAAAUCAUGUUUUUCAAUGGUUAAGUCAUUUUUUACCCUGAGAUUUAACUCAAAACCAGUAAGAUAAGCUGUAAAUAGUGUUUCCCAAAGCUUGAACAAAAACACUGAUAUCAGAAAUUUUAAUACAGUUGAUUUUAAAAAAUAUUACAGCUGCAUUUAGAAAGAAUUGUACUCUCUGUGGGUGCCCAUCUGUCAGGAAACUUUGUCCUGUGGCUCAUUUACCAGCUACAUUUGUAAUUUUCCCCAAAGAGACACUUCAAAUUCAAAGCAGAGGCUUCCCUUAGAAUAAAAAAAUACUUUUUAAACUCAGUCUCUAUUUGAAAACCUUCCUAAAAACCACUACAAGUGAAGAGAGUUCAAACAGCCCUGGCAAAAGACACAAUGAGAAUCUUUUUUUGAGAUAGUCUCAAAUAUUUUUAUGGGUAAGGAUAAAUCAAAAGAAGAGUGUGAACAGAUUUUUUCCCCCAUUGAGUUUACUCCCACAAUAGUCAUUAAAAUUUAAUCAAAGUCCUCUAGCAGGACAUGGUGGCGUCCCCUCCCCUCAGUGUUCGUGAUGUAAGGAGGACUAAAAGGAAGGAAGCACCUCUCACGGGCAGUCCUGCAGUCCUUGCCCAUCACUUUUUAUGGAGCUGGCUGUGACCUGAGGACCGGGCAACUCUGGCACGCAGAGGAGGAUUUUCCGAUCCCCUGCCCCGCUUUCAGAUGCUCGUUAAUCUGCCGGCUCUAUUUUUAUCUGCCCUCUCCUCCCACCCCCGGGCUCUCCGCCUUCACUCGGCUCCUUAUGUCCAUCCGCCAAGGGACAGGCUGCCUCGGCAUGCCGGCAGCUCCAAUUAGAGGCCUCUCCGGUGGGGAUUGGGCUUGCUGUCCGCCUCUGGCCCCUCAGGCUCUCUUCCCGUCUACCUUUCUCAGGUUAGCCCCAGACGCUGCCUCUUUCCUUGCCUCUCUCCACCCAUCUUUCCCUUCCUGUCUGCCUCGUUUCUCUGUCUUCAACCCCCCACCAGAGCUCAUGGAGCUCCACAGGGAGUGAGGGGAGUGAAAGGCCUUCUGUUGCCUGAGGGCCGGCUCUAGUCCCUGGGCUGUACUUUGAGGAGAAGCUAACUGGUGCACCUUUCAGGAGGCCGCCUCAGUACAACUGCUGGAGACACUAACUCUUAUCGUUUUGUCACCGCUAUGACAAACUGAAACUGCUGCUACCACCUAUACACUAUUAUUCAUCCUCGUCGCCAGAAAAGACGGUUCUUGUUGUUGGAUGACAAAAAAAACUAGAAAAAACUGAACUUUUGUUUUAACCUCCUGAGUUACAACAACCUUUGUUUUCUAAAAAUGAGUUUACACCUUUAUGUGCUGGCUUAACGAGUAUUUCUUUAUGUCACUGUCUAAUUAGCUAUAAUGUGGUCAACCUAAAAUCCAUUUUUGCAGGAUCUAAAGGUUUUAGAACUUACAUUAAAAGAAAUAUUUCAGGCUCUUCUUCAUUUUUUCAACUUUAUCCAAGCAUUCUCUAAUUUCCAAAUCCAUCAAUUACUAUUCAUAUUGCACAAUUUCCAACAAUACAGUAUAUACUUCAGGGUACUUUUAUACAAUACUAUCAAUUGUAGCUAAACUUAACUCGGCAUUAAGCCAAUGAUAACUUUGUUUUUAGUUUUAGUCACAUUGUUAGUCAUUUUGUCCAUGUUUGAAUCAAUUAAAAAUCAGAUCAUUUCAUUCUAGUUGUAGUUUGACAAAAAGUCUAAACUUUUUCGCCAAGUUUUGUCAAUACAAAUAAAAACAUUUCAGUAAUUACUUUAAGACUGCACCCAACAAUUAACCCCGCAUGUCACAGGAAUACAUUGCCCGUAUAAGGAAUGACUGAUUAGAUACACAUUAGUGAAAAUGCUUGAAUGUCUAAAUUUCUUAUGUCUCAUCAUUGUCUUGUUAGUGAAAACAAAACGUGUAUUCAUCAUAGGUUUUAUUGUCAGCAAUUUAUAUCUAGCUUAUUUCGUAACUGUCUCGUCUCGGUCAAAAAACGAUGAUGAUCAUUUAUCGUCAUCAGCAAAACCAACCCUAACAACACUAAACAAGCACUGAACAGCAGAUGCAAUAAAGGACUUUCCGUCAACUGCAGAAGCCUAAAGCCAAACCAGACUGAUUGUUGGACUUCCAUCUGCCACAACUGGUGGGGCCAGAAACAGAAUUUGUUAAGUGGUUUUAAUGGGUCCUCAGAUAAAAUGUGAAAGGAUAAUCUUUCACAAAUGCUCGGGUGUCCUCAUAUGGGAUUCUCCACAGCAACUUAUUUCCUGGUCACUUUGCAAAGAGUCAAAAAUUGUUCCUUAAACACAGGAUUAUAGUCUAUGCUGCAGAUUGCAUGAUUAUGACGGUACAAUAUAUCAUUUAAAGCACAUUAUUGUAACUGGUACUGUUCAAUGCUUUAAGUUGGUCAGUACACUCCAGUAACGCCACCAUCCCUCCCAGAUUCAACCCCUUGGUGUACCAGGAUAUUUUUAGUGUAUCUGGACUUCUCACCAGCUGCCAGCACCUUUUCCUGUCUCCUCAAUAUCACAGUAUCUCUUGGCCAUUCAUAACAGUACUUUAAAUACAUAGCUGAUGGUGUGUCCUUGUGUGUGUUUGCACUACAGGUGAAUUAAUUGUAAGAAUUCAUACUUGAAUACUAAUGAUUCACUAACACUGGCUGUGCGACACACACGCCAACAAGUGAAUAAGGAGAGCACUGGCACUUAUUUUUUCUACUUAAAGCAGUGAUACUGUCGCUAGCUGUGUACACAACUGCCUUAUUGUUUCUUGUCUUUAGCUUCACUUCAUUCCUCUGGAUGCUCUGACCUAUUAUUUUCCCGCAAUUUACCAGAAGAAUAGCAUCUUUUUUUCCCAGCUAAGCCCCCACCCAAACCCUGCAUGCUCACACCUUCUCCAACCCCAUUAAUCCUUCAGCCUCCCACUCCUUUAUUCCCCUUCAAAGAGACAAGCGCUGCCCGUGACAUCAGUCACAGGAAGUGAAUCUUUAGCGUUGACUAAUUUCCAUCGAUUGCCUCCAGACAGGCUUAGCAGACGAGACCCAUUCCCACACAGAGCCUGGCUGCUCUCAUUUAAGUCUCCCCGCCUGCAGAAAACGCUCCACAAUGAACGCAGUCAGCGCUUUUAUCUUCUCCCCCACUCCAGCUUAUUAUCAAAUAAAUGCGCGGCAUAGAGAGAUACCCAUUGACAGGACCAUGCAUAAUGACUCCUGGCUGUGUGAAAUGGAUUAAUAAAUAAUGGUUGAGCAAGGGGAGAGAACGGCUUUGCCUAGUCCCAGUACUUCUCAACAAGGCGGCUAACAACAAUCCCCGAACAACACUCGGCUGGAUUCUGCAGGACCACGUCUAAUGGAGCGCCGCAUGGAAUUUAAAACGCAACUCUCCUCUUGAAUGCUUCAUAAAUUAGAGGUGGGCUCCUUAAAAUGUGAAGCAGUAAGCAGUAUAAAACCCACUACAUGAUGUUCUGCUGAAUCCUCUAAAGAACUCCCUUCAAGAGACUCCCCUCCUGUGAGGAUGUUGAGGUAAAAGUAUCCUGUAAAAAUGUCCAGGAGCAGAACUCCUCUGCAACCUGUUCCCAUCUUGCCGCUGACAGAGCCGCAGCAGAAGGUAAAUCAGUUUCCUUUUUGCUUCUGCUUUCACACUCUCAUGAGUAUACCAGCGCUCAAACACACAUAUCCUGCAGUUUCCAUGUGCAAACUCAAUCGAACAGACAGAGCCUGCAAACACCAGAGGCCUUCUUGUUUUUUAACAAAGCAUCCCCAUCCCUCCCCUGUCAGUGACAUAUUGCUUCAUUAGCACGCUUGGCUUUGUGUAUAUUGACAGCUUUUUCAAAAUGGCAGAGAGUAAAAGUGUUUGGGCCGCCUGCUCUGCACCAGAGGGGCUUAAGCAGACUCUAAAACUGAAACUGGGUGUAUGAUAGUGGAGUGUGCUCUGACUGCCACUGUACCUCUGCGCCAGAGUAAUAAGUCUGUCUGAGACACGGGGUGAAAAGGUCUCAAUCUCCUUAACGCUAGAUUAAGGAGCAGCUUGAUCAAGGCGUCUUAAGUGCUUCAUUUUGGAAUCAGGAUCAAUAGCUGCUAAGAAGAAUUGAGCUCAGAGCUUCGCUAGGUAGAGCUGAUUGAAUAGCAGCUAAUGACUUCUCAGAAGCCUCUUACACCAGGGGUAGGAUCACUUUUAUAUAUGUUACUGUUUUUAAUUUUACAUCCCCAUCAAAAAAGUUAGGACACUAUCCAAAAUGUUGAUGGUACAAGGUUCAUUAGAGGCUGUGUGAGUAAAUUCAUCGAUAAUUUCAGGAUAAGGUUUUAAGCGCAAAGUUACAAAGAAUCUUGGGAUCUCAUCUGGAGUGAGAUUUAGUUGGCCAACCAAAAUUUUGCAGAAUACCCAGCAAUCUUUUGUUUUGCUUAUUCAGGAUCAUAACCACACAAUUUAAACUUUUACUACUAGCUACAUCAGUGGGGGAAAAUCAACAUCUCUCUGCCACCUCAGUGGAAAAAACUAAGUUGUAACCAGUGGUUGUGACUUUCUUGUGACAAUGCAACAGCGGUCUCUGGCUCUGGUUCCAAAAGCGCAAGAUCCAAAUUCCACCCCCUUGUUGGCUUUGUAGGCUUAACUCGCCGAUCACUGGUGGCGUUUGUCACUUUAAGCCAUAACUCAACAACAGUGGUGAACCAUGAACACUACAACCAGGCCUUCGCCUCAGCCAUAACCGCCAAGAAAAUACAUUGUAACAAGUGAAAAGCAACCGCACAGUGAAUUGAACGCACACAACAACUGUAACCCUCUUCAUAACAAUGACAAAGAUGGCAACAUUAACAUCAAUGACAUGGGCAAAUAGUAAGCUACUUAAAUAAACUUCACGAAAACCAGAGAUCAUUUGGGCUACAUACGUAGGGCUUUGAAAAGCGUCUUGAGAUGACGACUGUUGUGAAUUGGCGCUAUAUAAAUAAAAUUUGAUUUGAUUUGAUUUGAUUUGAUUUGAAUGAUUUUAGAAAACAAAAGAAAAAAUCCACUCUGCUGUCUGUUAUCUACCUGUUGAGUCAGCAGGUAGAUAACAGAAAUCAGGGGUGUGCCAUGUGAGAGGGCGAAGCCAAUCAAAUGCAUGUGUCUCACGGCCAAUGUGGGAUUAUUGGCAGCUAUGUAAAUAAAAUCCCGGUCUAAAAGAGAGCUGAGACAAAGUGGAAAACCACUCCCUCAUCUGACAAAUUAAAAUUUGACACUCCUUUUGGAAAUCAUGGACACCUCCAUCCACCAAAUCCAGUAUUUGUGAUGGCGUUGGGGUGCAUAUGUGGCCAUAGCAUGGGAAGCUUACACAUCUGGGAGGGUAUCACUAAUGCUGAACAACACAAACAGGUUUGGAUCAACAUAUGUUACCAUCCAGAUAGUUCCUUUUUCAGGUUAAAUCUUGCAUUUUCAGCAAAACAAUCAGCAAGUAUUACAACAACAGACAAUAUUGACAUUUUGCUUUCUUAACUCCAUCAACUCCUUCGUUCCCAAACAUUUAGAAAGUCCUGUUUAAAGAGGUGGUGAUGCAGCUCAAUGGUAAACAUGGCCUUGUUUUUGAGUUGUGCUUCUGGCAACAACAGUAAAAUGACCCUGAAUAUAGGCACAAACUCUGUGUUUAUUCAUCCUUUUCAGUGUCCACCCUUUUGAGAAUUGGAGUUUUAGUUUGAAUGGGCACACUUGUAAAUCCUUCAGGGUUAGUCUCCAGGCAGUGGUCAUGGCAAACAGAAAAAAAUGGACAGGGAAGUAUGGAAAUGUUUACGUGACAACCCACAGGAUACUGAAGGAAAACAUGUUUUGUACCCCAAGCGGUGACAACAGCAAGGCUGUGCUGUGACGUAGUAAGGGUCAAUCCGGACGUAUUUGUAAAGACCCGUGAAAACCUGUGCUUGUUUUUCUUGGCCUUCAAUAACUGCCCAACCAAUUAUGUCCAUCAAUGCCGCGCCCAGCCUCAAUCACCAUGAUCCGACCAAUCCCCACCCUGUCUCUGUGGUUUCAGGGUGAAACCCAGCUGAGGAGUGCCCAGAAUUAACCAGGAUUAGCCUUGGAUUGUCGGGGAUUACUCAGGCUGGAGAGGGAUUAAGUAUGAUUGCCAGUUUGGGGUGGGUGGGGGGUGCUGGAGGCUGUGUGUGCGUUCACAUCGAGGUGAACAUGUGUCAAGUUGUGAAACAUACAUGACGCUGUUUGUUUACAUGUGUGCUGUUUGCAUGCAAGGCUUCACAGAAUAAGGAUAUGAAAUAUCCUCAUCAAGAGGUGGAAAUACUUCCUCUCUGAGUGAAAAGGUCUCGUGCACACACUGACAUGUGAGCUAUAUGUGACAUUUUGUGCAACUGGUAUGUGGCUUUUCUGAGCUUACACAAAGCCCAAUUCAGAGAAUCGUAACAGAGGGACUUACAGAGGAAAGCGAGUACAAAGCGUUACAUCACUCUGGUUGCUAUGCAACAUAAACUGGAUAAUUUGCAAUAGGUGUAAUUAGCUACCUAACCCAGAAUAAAAAAGGGACAAGGGGGUUGAAAAUAAUAAUAAUCAAGAAAAUUAGCUAUUGCUCUGUUAUUGCUUUUUUGAAAUGGAGGAUGUGGGCACACGGCAUCCUGCUGAAAACUUUCUGACCGUUUAAAAAGGCAAGUAAGCCCCUCAGCGUAAAGCAGGUACAGGAAAAGUGUUGAGAAUAACAGCAUGUGUAAUAUAAUCUACAAGUAUGAAUGUGUAUUAGCUUUUCUAAGUCUGACAGGAUUUGAUAUUUAAACAAAGGAUCUAUUUCAUCUGCAUGGAUUUACCUUGACUGCACAUAUUUGUCUGUUUUUGGCAUGCUCAGUUUGUGAAUACCAGGAUUACAAUAAUAACUAUAACCUUUAUUUAUAGAGUAUCCUCUCUCCUCAUAGUGCGCAGCUUUCAAAGGAAAACAAAUACAUAAACAUUGCAGGUAAAAGUGGAUUAAAGGAAAACUUUUGAUCGUAGAAAAGUCAGUCAAGAGAAAAAGCUUGGAGGGAGGUAACAAAGAGCCUUAAAAGUCAUUAGAUCAAUCUUAAAAUCUGUUUUAAACAGCCUGUAUUAACUUACUAACAGUCUAUUUAUUGAAAAAUGUAAUAUCAUGAGGGUAAAGGGACAUUUCACUAAUUUGCUUUUUCUUUUGAGCAUGUAAACAGAGAUGUAUACUUUCUUUUGGCGGCUCUGAAAAGGCUCUUUUUUCCAGAGGAAGAUCAUAGACAAGAAAAAACGAGGAUGCCAUCAGAGUCUCAUGGACGACAGCAUUGAGAGAAAUCGUUGAAAACAAUUGUUUAAGGGGCUUAAGGACAGAUAUAAAACAUGUCUCAACCUAACAAGCAUCCCGUACCACCAUAAACCUAAAUAUAAAAAACAGAAUAAAAGCAGGACAAUGCAGAGAUGUAGAUACUUCAUAGAUGUGACGCACUGAAACAGUUUUUUCAAUAAAGGUUUUGAAAUUCAGCAUCUGUUAUCUUAAAGCUGGUAUCUAUUAUUGACAGUAGAAACCUGGAAGUGAUUUAUUGAUAGUGACUUUACAAAAUACAUGCAACAAGUGAAUAAAGACUAACAAGUUAGUAGAAAUCCUGUUGUAACUCCUGCAGAGGACAAAGAUGUCCAAAAGCUCCUAGUUACCUCUUAAAUGUACAGUAAAUGUGUAUUAAAUGGUUCAAUUUAAAUGUUCCCCUGUUAUUAUAGGGCCAAAAGUCUGUAGCAGUAUGAUGUAGUCCCACACCCAGUCAUAAAUUGUUCCCUGGUCUGGCAUUUUGAAAAAGGGGAAAGAGUAAGAAUUCUGUGUUUAGACAGAUCUGUGUGUCCACAGGCCAUUAGCUAACCACUGGACUGACUAUCCCCUGACUCAGUGAAAGCAGCAAAGUGUCAGGGUCAAACUCAGUCACUGUUUGUGCAUAAUACACAGUGGCGGAGUUGGAUACAGUGCUGCGUGUUCCCUGUAGAGGAGCAGGGUAGAGUCUAGGACAGAUUCAGUCACUGUUCUCUCGGCAAUAGUCUUUCUCCCUUGAAUUUGAGGACAGGCAAAAGCCAAGAGCAGAGGAAGUCUCCUCUAGAAUAUGCUUUCCUGACUAGUUUAGACAGGGAUCCAGCUACAGUAUGUGCUACAUAGAGCUGAGAAUCUGCAGGAAUUAGAACAACCAAAGACUUCACUGGAAGUUCUCACUUGUCAGGCUCUCUGAAUUUUCUUCGCAUGCAAAGAUCCAAUCAUUCCCCACAGUUGAUGAACCGGCCUCAUGAGGCGCUGAAUAGUUAAAGCGAUAAUCAGGAGCUGCCUUCAUUUCUUUUGUUUCAUGAUGUCAUUGUGUUGUCCUUGGUGAUAGCCAGCAAACACUAAGAUGGUAAUGAUUAUAAUUAAAGUUGAAGAUAGGCUAUUAUUUCAAAGGGAUUUUUGGAUUAUUUGAAAUCCCCUGGAAAAGUUACCGUCCUCAUCAGGACUUUGCUUUGAUAAGUGGGAAUUGUCACUUGAGUUUGUGACUCUGUGUUUGUUUUGGUUUUGUUUCCAUUGAAAGGGGAUUUCCAUCCACAUUUGCCACUGCAUAUCUUUUUAACUUUAGAUCAAAAUUACAUGGCAAAAAUAUAUUUUUGAGACACAAAUCACACUGUCAAACCCUUAGUUUGAGGCUCAGUCAAUUUGGGGAAAAGAUUGUGGUUUGGAUCAGAACUACCAGAACUUCUUUUAUGGUUUGAGGACAUUGGUGGUAUUGGUUAAAAAAAAAGAAAUAGCCACUUGGCUAUGGAACAAUUGCGUUUAAGGCUACACGUAACCAAAAUGGAAUGUCUACAAGAGAUGGUGAGCAAAAGUCCAAGUAUUGGCUGACCCUCCCAUCAUCUCUUGGCAUAAACGUAAUUAUAUUCGUUUUGCACUGAGAAAUUGGUUUGAUUUUACUUUAACUCUGUUUUAUUUUGGAAAAGCUCAUACUUAUUUUCGUUGGUUUGUAGGGUUGUCAUAAUCGGCAGGACAAUUUAAAGCCUAACAUACCUCCAAAAUAACAUGUUAAGUGACUGAAUUUGGAUCAUGAAAUGGCCUCAUCUAAUUUCUUGCAGAUCAUCACUGUCAACUUUUGAGACACGUCUUUUUGAUCACUGACCAACCAGAAUCAAAAGAGGCAGGUCAUUUGGUAUCAACUUUGUCACCAACAAUGGUGGAGGUAUAAAAAGAGGAAGAACUAAGCAGACACAUUUUCCAGGAUUAUUUCAAGGUCCAGAGCUGCUAUUAAAACUAUGACAUGAAUUCUAUCAAUGGCUUUUAUGUUUUAUAUAAAGUCCCAUUGAAAGACAGCAAGUACAAAACAUAAAAAGCUUUUUGAAACAGAAUGAAAAAGUCAUUACUGUGGAAAGAAGAAGUGCUAUGCAACAAUUUUAAUAACCUGGCAACAGCAAGUUGGUCAUGGGCGCUGUGAUCACAAAAAUCUGUGCUGAUAGCAGGGUAGCAUGAAGUUACAAGUUGUCCCAAGUGUAACAUAUGGGAUUAACUUGUUGUUGAAUCAAAGCUGCAGUGUGUAAAAAUGGGAACAUUUCUUGGUAAGAUAUGAUUGGAUAAACCUUAUGUAAUAAACCAAAUGUAUUGGUCAGAUUCUAUUUUUACAUACUCCCUUGCUUUGAGGACAAGAAACCCUUGAGAUGUAUGAUAUAGUCUUAAAUUUUCACCAUCAAAAACUUCUUUAGCACACAACAAAAACAAAAACAACCACUCUCUCCUUCUUCAUAAUCCAACUGUUGCAUACCUGGCUUUUAGAAGACAAACAGUGUCUGCAGAUGUAAAAAUCUUUAGACUGUAAUUAAAAAUGUUGAAAUAAGGGGAAAAAGGUGAUCUGUUUUCAUCCUGCUUUAUUUUAUAGUUUACAAUUCCCUCAGGGACACUUCUUGUUUAUUGCAACUGAAUAUAUUGUUCGCUUUUCAGACAAUAUGAGCAGGUUCUGUCAAGGGACUAAAGUACAUUAUAUUUUAAGAACUCCAAAGACAUAGAUUCUUUAACUUUAUGUUUAUUUUCUUUAUUUUGAUUUAUAAUUUAGGGCUGUCAAACAACUUUUUUUUUUUAUUUUCAAAUCAAAGCUCAUCUCAAAAUGUAAAUAAUAAUUCACUUCUAACCACAUUUUUUGAUUGCAUGUUGAAAAUUCCACCAUUUUGUAUUUCAAAACAGAUUUUAAAUCCAUGUUAACGAUACAAAACAGUUCUCACCAGUAAUGCGAUAACAUGCAAUAUAUGAUCUUGACAAUGAUGUUACUUAUAAAAGUAAAUGCUGUACUGUUUGUCAAUCUGACCUGAAACUCUGAUUUAGAGGUAGGAGACAGCUUUUGAGUGUUUAUACAUUUAAAUACAAGGUUUAUUCAUUUAUUCCAAAAUUAAAUGUGAAACGUUAAGGAGUAAAUGUAGAACAUGUCCCAUCAGUGUCAACAUGUGUUGCAGAUAUUUCAAGAUAAUUCUAACUACACACUGACAUCCAGUGAUCCCUGGUUAAUGUGACAGCAUUCACACUUCUCGGGAGUUCCAGUUUGGUUUCUUUCUCUGUUACAUUCAGGUCUGAUAUUCAACAUGCCAACCAGAAGACAUUUUUUAUAAACUGACUGUUCUGCAGUCAAUUUCAUUUCAAGUGAUUAGUAUCGGCACCCUUUUGUUUUCACUUUUCAUACAGUAUUACUGUAAAAUAAUGUCAUACUCUGUCUUAAAGAGGUUUCAGCUUUAUACUCAUAUAUUUUAUAGAUGCAGAGGGCUGUCACAUUUUCCUUCUUCUCAGUAUUUUCAAGCAGAUGGAGGAACAAAAGUCAACUAUUGUGGUAUAAUUGUUGCUCUAGUAGUUGUACGGAAGCUCAGCCUGCCCACAUACACACACACACCUACACACACAUGCAUACCACUGCUAAUCACAGCUUGGUACAGGUAGUGAGACGCUGGGACUACUGGUGAUUGAGCCUCCCUGGUGGAUUGGAAGCAGGAAUCUGACAGACUCAGAUAAAAGGCUGUUUGGAGUUGCCUGCAGCAUCAAACAGCAUCAGCCGCCUCCCCCUCCUCUCUCCCCCACCAUCACCUCCCCUCUCUUAAUUUCUCCCUCUUUUGGUUUACUCUGUUGCCAUGACUACACCCAGCUGGAGCCAUCAUGUUGUGGAGGAACCUGUCAGGGUACCGCUCUCAGAUCACCUGAUGUGGGUCGCCUCCAUUGGCGGCCUCUUUCACACGGCGUCGUCGUUCAAUUUGGCUUUGAUAAAGUCUGCGCACCACAACUAAGGAGUACGGUCGGACGAUUUCGCUGUCGCGUGUUGAGCUUGUGUAAUUUCGCCGACCUGGUGUUUUGGAAACGACCCCUCUGAACAGCAGAAAACAUAAAUACAUCUCUUCUAUCCAAUUUCCAUGUUUGUGAAGAGAGUGCAGUCAAAGCCGUGUGAUUUGAGUGGAGGAUGGGACAAAAUUACCUGUUAGGAGUCAUGCUGUGGGGAUGGGUGUGUGUGAGUAUGAAUCAGAAUAGUAGUAGGUAGGAUACACGGCUGAUUUGAAAUCCACUUAAAGCUGAAUCCUCCUGUAAACAUUUUUGUGAGAAGCAUAUUACCUGCUGCUCCGGAUGCUGUGCUUUUCAGAAUACUUUGCAACAAUAAAGAGCUGUCACCCCUCUUAUAUCUGCCUGUCCCGUUUACAGGCAUGUGGCAUGAGUAUAACGGGGGGUUAGGGGGAUAAAGAGGGUACAUAUGCUGACUGUAUGGAUUGCACUGAAGGGUGAAAUGUAAGCCGGCCCCCCAUUGAGCGCAGAUUUGCAUCUCCCUCUGCUUAUUUCUGAUAUUUGCUCGCUUUUCAGUGUGAAUGAAUGAGUGAAAGAGGAGGGAGGGAGGGAGGGAGGAUGGAAGUUGUGUAAGGUGAUGAGAGGAUGGAUGUGGGGAGAGAGGGAGAGAAUGAGCAAUGUCGUGAUCAAGAGACACUGGGACACAGAGAAGGAGAUGAAUGGGGCUGAGAGCAGGAAAAUUGGACAGGAGGCGGGGAGUGAAUGAAGAUAGAGAACGGCGCCAGAUAUCAGGAGACAGAGAUUGUGAGCUAUGUGCAGGUAAUAAACAAGGCAGAAAUAGAUAGAUAUCUCCAGAGAGGAAAAGAAAAGUAUGUGAUUGUGCACACAGAGUAGAGGGCUGAGGUUGAGGGGGGAUCGGUUCCUCCCACAUGAUCAGAAAAGAGCGAUAGGCAAAAGAGUGGGAAAGAAAAAGAAGGCGGUAAAGCAGAGGGAGGAAAGCUGGAGAGUGUGAAUAAUGACACAAGCAGGAAAGAUUUGGAUGAACACGCUGUACUUAGACUAACUUGGCCAGCUGAGAUGAUGUGUAUCCCUGCUAAGCUCUCCUUUAGGCAGGCUUAGAUCUCAUCAACUCACUCCAGGUUGGCACUGGCUUCAAAUGCUCCUGCGGAGCCCUGGAUUAACUAUACAGCCGUCACUCAGACACUUAAACAGGGGUCUGGAGAGGCUUAUUCUAUACACACCCCCACCUGAAAUCAUCACAUCCGACUCCUUUCAACGCUCCAGACUGGAAGACUUCAUCAUAAAGAUAUCCACCAUUUUUGCCCACGGUCAUGUUAGUUGUGCCAUGAUUUUAAAAGAGGUUAAAUUAGCAUGUCAUCAUCUCCUCUCCUCCCCUUCCCUCGUUAACUUCCUUUCUAUCUUUUUCCAGGCCUGUGUGUGAGUGUUUCUUUCUCAUUUUGGUGGUCGUCCAGAUCUUCUCUUGCCAAAUCACGCCUCCCCCUCCUUCCCUUUGCUUUUCUCCCUCCCUGUCUCUGGCUGGAUCUCAGGCUCUCAUAUUUGGAGGCCCUGCAAUCGAUAUGGUCUGUCUGUGAUUGGGUUGCCUCGCGUGAUUCAUUUCUGUAACCUUGGUGAUGGUUUGAUGUGGAGGCUGCACCCAUGUCCAUAUUAUGACUCAGUGAGCGCGUGUGGAGAAGAGAGGCUGGUCAGGGGAGGUAUCGAUUGGUCCUUCACUCUCCCUGCCCUCUUUGCUCCCCCCUUCAUCUCCCUCCUUUACUUUAUCCAUCUUUUUUCUCGCUCGCCGUACAGCCUUGAUAGUUUGGCCAUAAUUUGAAAUGACUUUGUGUUCUCAAGAAAUGAUUAUUUAACCCUAAAUGUUCCCUGGGGUGUUAAUGUUUAUCUCUUCUCUCUCUCUCUUUUCUGCCCCCUCCUCCCUCUCUCCCACCAUCUCUUUUCUAUCUGUCUCUUCCAGAAUUCGAUCAGACACAAUUUGUCCCUGCACAGUCGCUUCAUACGGGUGCAAAAUGAAGGGACAGGGAAGAGUUCCUGGUGGAUGCUGAAUCCAGAGGGCGGGAAGAUGGGGAAGGGACCCAGACGACGUGCUGCCUCUAUAGACAAUGGCACCCGCUACCUGAAGACCAAGGGUCGCAUCAGCCGUAAGAGAGCAGGAGCCAUGGGCCUUGGAAGGGGACAAGGUCACGGGGCUGGUUCUGCAAUGCAAGGCUCCCCAGAGCAUGGCAGUCCAGCAGGGAAGGGAGGUAUAGGCAUGGGGGGCGAGGAGUAUGACACUUGGACGGACCUCCAUUCCCGUACAUCCUCCUCUGCCUCAACGAUGAGUGGCUGCCUCUCCCCAAUCUUAGCAGAGGCAGAGGCGGAUGAACCAGAAGAGGGAGGACUUUCCUGUUCGGCUUCUCCUCGGCUCUACCCCAGCCCCACCAGCACCAGAUCCCCUGCACUGGGCACUGGAGGCCACUGCCCUAGUGUUGAGCUCCCCCAGCUGACUGACCUUACUGGGGCUAUCAGUCUAGAUGAAAGCGGCUAUCCCCAGCCACCGCAAAUCAAAUGCAACGGUUAUCCCUAUGUGCCUAGGCCCAAGGCAGAAGGCUCCUAUUGUGGGCCCAUUUACACACAGCCUUCCAUGGGCAUGCUGCGGCACCACACUCCCAUGGAGACCAUCCAGGAGAACAAGCCAGUCAGCUUCCAGCGCCCAAUGAGGGGCUACUCAGAGAACAAUGCCCUGCAGAGUCUGCUCACUGGAAGUCCAUCCUACUGCAGCAAGGACACAGUUCUGGGCCAGGGACGGGAAACACACGCACUAAUGACACAGGGAACCAACGGCAUUCACAGCCAGCACAGUCACAAUCAGAACCGCAGCCACAAUCAUACCCACAAUCACAGCCAAGAGCAUGCUCACAAUCCCAGCCUACACAACGGCCAUGGCUCAGUUCACGACCAGAAUGCCCACCAUCAGAACCACAAUCAGGGUCACAAACACCAAGCCAGCCUUGACUACAGCCACAGUCACAAGCCCCACCCUGCCCAUGACUACGGCCCAAGUCAUGAGCACAGUCACAGUAACAAAGUAAAUGCCAGCCACGAUCACAACCCACGCUCCAGCCAGAACCACAUGCACAACCACAACCCUCAUAACCCUAUGCACAGUGGGCCUCACCCUCAGGCCCUCUCCCCACGGGUUAGCAAUGACAUCUUGCAGCCCUACAGCCUCAAGUCCUCUAGCCACUAUGGGACACGUCCACAUCUCCCAACAUCACCAUCCUUGCCGCCAAACCCUGCAGGUGUCAUGGACGUCCCUCAGGACCCCUGCCGCAUGGCAUCCGCCCCUCACCCACGUCACCAGCCUUACUCUGGGGCUCACCAUCAGGGUAUGACUGAAUCCUGGCAUGGCUACUACCACAACAACCACCAACCAGGGAACACUGGUUACCAGGGGCAACAGCACAACACACACAGUCGAAUGGCUGCCAAUCUGGACGUAGAGAAUGUUCCCAAUAGCCUGGACUGUGAUGUAGACUCCAUCCUGCUUAGUGACUUUAUGGACACAGAGAGCAUGGACUUCAACUUUGACGGAUCUCUAUCCCAAGGCUUGGGGAUGGGGAUGGGCAUGAGCCUGGGGGCUUUUGCAUGUCCUCCUGCAGCACACAGCAACCAGAGCUGGGUGCCAGGGUGAAUCCAGGCCCUAAGGGUCGGAAUAGACACAUUAUCAAAAAUCUCCCCCACCAGGCCAGGCUGCUGGUGGACUGUACCCUUGGACUGACUGACUGUGAUUCUGUUCCUCUGAGACUGUAGAACAAAAUACAAAUUGUCAUUUUGUUUCCCGGGGACUCCCUCCAGCCCAAUAUCCUACUCCCCCUUUAACCCUAUCCCCGCCCUACUCUGUUUAUAAAGCCCUCUGUCUCCAUAUUGAGCCUUCCCCCAAUGAGCCUACUCCCUUGUUUGUGCCCUUGGUUUUUUUGUUUUUGUUUUGAGUUUUUAUGGCCCCUCCCAAUCUCGCCAUGCCUGUUCAAAGCUGUCAAGCACUUUACAUCCAUCCUUUUAAUACAGAUGCAGUAACAAAAAGACCAGGAAAAGUCACGUUUGUGUUGGCUUAAGUUUAAUGUAUGCAAUCUACUUUCCAGUAUUAUCUCCUCCUACAAAGGAGGUGUUGUUUUGACUUAAGAACAUGAUCAAACAGCUGCAUAAAUACCUUUCAAAGUAGAGGGUGCUCUCAGAUUGGGGGUUAAAAUGCAGGGGGAAGCUUUGAGGUUUAUGGAUGAAGAAAAAAGGAGGUUUUAAGAAGAUGAUGAAAUGAGACCUUACGGCAUAGAGGGAAAAAAAUAGAUGAGAAGACAAGGGUCAGGGUGACUUCUCUUCCUGUUGGACAGUGGUGUUUCCUAUUCUGUUUAAAGAGUGAGGACAGUCAUCCAUCAGACAACCAUCAGCACCACUCUAUUGAAAUGCAACAUCCCUUCUUUAAUCUCCAAAGUAAUGCCAGAGUGAUGCAUCACUAUUGCAAAUCUAAUGCGCUACUCUGUGUUUUUUCAACCCCCCCUCUCCCUCUUCAACUCCGGACACACCGGCUUAAUGUGUUUUGGCGAAAGUGAUGAUUAAAGUCACUCUGCGCUAAAUGGGGGAGGGAUUGAAAGGGGGUAGUGUUGGGGAGGGGGGCAUUGAGGGGAGAUGAUAGGAGAGGAGAAAUGCAAAUAUUCCCUCUGUGCCUCUUCCUCUCCAUUUUGUGGAUUUAUGUAGCUUUCCCCGUAAUGAAAUAAGCAAUGAUCAGAGCCUGCUGCACAUCCUGAGGAGGUCCCUGAUUGGCCUGCGCUGGGCUGCCUCUGCGUGGCUCUCUCACCAGCUGACCCCAGAACAGCUUAGCGUGCAGCUGUGGUCAGGCCAGGAUGUUGAUGGAGCUGCUCUCUCCAGACCCUAGGCAACCUUGUCUAAUUCGCUAACACCCAGGUUCAAGCCCACUAUAUGCUUUUACUCUUGUGAAUUGCACACUGAUGAACUGCGUCAGCAGAUUACUAUUUGGUGCUAUCUCCCCUUCCCAGGCUCCCUCCUAUCGCGCCGCCCCAUCCCGAGGUUACUCGGAGGGUAAACAAGAGUAAUUAACCGCCAAACAAGAUGGAUGAUUUAUGCAAGUGUGUGUAUUCGCUCAUUGGCACAAAGUCAUAAUUCUUCUCCCCACCAAGAACAAGCAGGGCGAUUUCUGAGAGGUGAUGCCCAGCGACAAGGUAAAGAGGCUGGCAAGUGAAGUGCUUAUAAUGUCCUUUUAGUCCUUCAAGCAUCCCUUCUACAAGCAUUCGCCCCCCCUCCCCCUUUCCUGGCCAUAGCUUUACUUUGCUGUUGUCUUUUCUUGUGCUUGUUCUGUGAUUGUGCAGUUGUCUGUCCUGUUACAAUUCAGCGUGGAUAGGAGCUUUCGUGUGAGUUUUACUUUCUACAUUCCCAGAGGGAACACGGGCAAAGGGGGCAUUAGCCAACCCUUGUCCUGGCACCUGUCCCACUAAAGAUAGAGAGAAUAGGAACAAGAGAGAACAAAGGUAGAUAGAUACAGAGAGAGACUGAAUGGGAGGGAGGCAGCUAAAUGAGGAGGCAGGAUCUGUGAGACUGGGAGAGAUUUUCCAGCUCGGUGGCUUUCUGUAGAAUUGGCUGUUUGAAUCGGGCCAAAUGUCAAGUGCUACUCAGCCAGCUCCGACGAGCUUUGACCAGAAAGCCACUUCUCCCUCCUGAUCAAGGACAAUGACGGGUAUUUCCAUACACUUUUCUUUUGCUUUCUUCUUCCUUUUCAUGAGUUAAGAUGGCCCAUUGUUGUAACCCAACUGUAAUUUGUUCUCUGGCCUGUGUGCACUUGUGUGUCAAGCUUUCUCGUGGGUAUGGGAGUGUGUGAGAGUGUGUGUAGUACAGUAAUGUACAAGAACUGAUUAAGGGAAUUUUGUGGAGAGCUAAUGUGCCCUGGUAUUGUCCAUGACUGGAUGAGUGCAGCAUACAUAAUAUAUACAGUUUAUAUUUAUUGGUUAGGGAGAUGGGUCUAUGGAGGACCAUUCAGACUCUUCACUGCUUUGUCUUCACCGAGACAAAGAGGCAAAAAGCUAUUUCAGUUUGACUACAUUUCAUUCUGUACAUAAUCUAUAUUGAGAAAAUUGUAUUAUAAUUUUUUGCAAAUAUCAAUUUCUUUUCUAAAAUGAUGUAUCUGCUCAUCUGGUGACUGUAAAAUAAAAACAGAUAAGAACAUAGACGUUUAUGUGUAAGUCUCUUUUGUUUGCAUACACAAUGAUGUGCACUGCUGUUACUUCAGUUAAAAUCUGCUUAGAAAGCUUUAAAGGUUCAUUGUAUGGUCAUGAAAAUAUUAAGCAAUAUUGGUUAGAUUUUAGUUCAACAGUUGCUCACCCUACAGUGGUCUCAGAGGACGAAAAGCACCUGUGAUAUACAAUAAGUAUGAUCCUCCAUUAGUCAAGUCUUUUUGCUCACAACAACCAUGACUCUCUUCUUCUUUAUCUUCCAGCCCAGCAGCCACUUAAAAAACAAAAGCAUGUUUGUAAGUUUGUCCAUACUGUACCACUGGAGAAAUAAACCAAGUCUGCUCUAAUAGAUGCCACUGAGUACUACAUUCAUAAACAUUCACACUAUACUGGCUGUCAGGAGCAGUUCGGGGUUCAUUGUCUUGCCCAAGGACGCUUGGAUGUUUGAUCCUGGCACUGAUGUUCUAAAUGAGAGAUGAUCCACUAUACCACUCGGCCACAGACUAGGUCAUCAUCAAUGGUUCAUAAGAAAACUAAAAUAUUCCUAAAUCUCUGAGCAAAAAGCGACAAGGCCAGAAACCAAUAUCUGCAGUAAAAACAGUCAGGACUCUGUAGUGGGAGUCACUGCAUGGACUUGACGUUACUUCUCAGAACCACUCUCUGUGAACCAUUAGCUGCAUCCUCACGUGUAGAUUCCCACUGAGCAAUAGACAACUAUAAGAUGUCUAGUUUUUUUAUACCUAAUUUCAAGUAUCUAGAUUUUGUAUGUCUUUAGACGGAAUUUAGACGUUGCACUUUAACCCAUUAUUCGAUAACUAUUUAUUUCAAAAAGCAACUGUGAGUUGCAUAACUGAUCUCCAAGUUCUAAACCAAAAUAAUUAUAAUAGCCAUUGAGCAAUAUACAGUUAGAUCUCUGUUAGCCGGCUAGUCUGGACUAAAUUUAGACGUCUAAAAAUCUUUUAUUUUUAGACUUGUGGUAGCCUGAUUUUAGACCAGUCGUCUAGGCUACAUUUAGACAUUUAUUAGACCUUUUUUAGACUAAAAAAUGCUCAGCGGGUUUAAGUGGUCACAUACACAAACUUGAUCCAGACAUGCCUCUGACGUCUUUGAGAUGUAAGAUGUAAACAGUGAUACUUAGGUUUUUUUUUCGUAUUUAAAUAUAAGUUAAUUCAUGUAUUUGUAGGUGCAUGUUCUUGUUUGUGCUGUUCGAGUGUCGACUGUGUACAUUUGAACAACUGUUUCGAUUGUCUAUGAAGAUAAUUUGUGUUUUCUGUGUUUACAUGUGCCUUUGAGUUUUUGUAGACGUGUGUUAAUCAGAGUCUCCAUGAAUGCACUGCCCUUUUAAUUGGGAAUGUGUGUUUCUACAUGACUCCCUGCAUGUUUACGUGCACGUGUGUAUUGGUGUGUGUGUGCUUUGGUGUGUACUGUGCAUGUGUGUCUAGCGCCUGUGUGAUGAGGCUCGUUAGCAACCUGAUGCCAUGCCACAGCUGUGUCUGUCCCUGCGGAGGCUUCCUCACUUUGGGACUGACUGCAUCUGCACCGCCAUACUGUGCCACACACACACACCCACGCACUAACACACACGCCCACGCACAAUGUCCUCAUAUCCCUCACCUCUGUUGUGUGGCAUCAGAGUAAUAUAUAGUUAGUUAGCAGGAACUCACCUGACAAGAUGGCUGAUCCCUGUACACCUGGGAAGAUGGCGGCACCCAAAACAACACACAUACACACACACAUACACACUGUCAGAGGCCAAUAACAUCUCUCCAUCAUCCUCAGCUCAUGCCGUUCUAUAAAAUAUGGCUCUCGGAUGCUAGUUAGUUCAUGGGGUAGCAGGAGGAAGGUUAGUGUGAGACAGAAUGCAUAAUAAGGACGGGCUCCUGCUGCACUCCAUGCAAAUGUGAAGCCUGACGUGUCAGAGCCGUGAUGGAUCUGUUCUGACAGACACGGUGACAGCCCGGUGACAGCAACUUAAAAACCUACACUCCCCUCUCCCUCUCACUCGCUUCCUC
Molecule: messenger RNA, 57342 nt
Organism: Xyrichtys novacula (pearly razorfish)
Lineage: Eukaryota; Metazoa; Chordata; Actinopteri; Labriformes; Labridae
Source: the annotation of a GenBank genome assembly